Xyrichtys novacula (pearly razorfish) is the source of this 84849-nucleotide messenger RNA. The record is from the annotation of a GenBank genome assembly. NCBI's taxonomy places the organism in Eukaryota, Metazoa, Chordata, Actinopteri, Labriformes, Labridae.
AUGCAGCGAGUGCCACGCCCCAAACACCUCCUCGUUUUGCGGGCCUGCUGUGUCCUGUGGUCGCCUGCUUUGCUGCCAGGAAGUUCAGGAACUCGGUCACCGCCCAGCCCCCCCUCCGCCGCCUCCUCCUCCUCAUCCAUUGUUGGGCGAAACACAGCGACAUCGAAACACUGUGGACCGAAACUUUUCAGGUAACUGACCACUGAGGAGCUUUCGUUUCCCUCAUCUGCAAACUUUUAUCAUAGAAGUAGAAAGGACGCACUUUGUGAAGUCAUCAAUAGAGGAGGAAUACAGAUCUGUGUCAGCGAGGGGAGGAAAAGGGAGGAAAACUUUUGAGGCAAGGAACUCCGUAAUUCUCAUUCCUCCAUUUUGAACUUUUAAACUCCACUUUUCCAGAGGGCUACUUUCGGUAAGUUUACAAUGUUUCCCUACAGCUGAACUUCGAGUAAAGACUUCAGCCGAAACCACCUGCGGAGGUGGAUUAAAUCACUAAUGAAGUUGAGAGUUUUCCGCGGUCUCCCGCAGGCUGGAAGUACUGUUGUUCAAGAUUGUUAUCGGUUAGCAUUAGCGUUAGCAAGGUGCCGUGUUUGGCACACUGUACGUUAGCAGGUAGAGCGCCUAAGUAUUUCGUCAUUUUUAACAGUUUACUUCUGAUAAGUUAAUGCCCACUCCGUUUUGUCUACAGCCUUGAAUUUUUACUUACGCUACUACUGCUAGUUAGAGAUGUAAGAUGUUGUUUUGUAAAGGUUAAGUAGGUUCAGUUAGCCUCAACAGGUGUAACUGAACGUAAGCUACUUACCGUUAGCACGGCAGCACCUACUUGGGUUAAUUAAACAGGGAGUCCUCCGAUAGCGUCAAACCCUGGCUUAAAUCUAUAUUUAUACUUAUAAAUAUUUUAUCUUGGGCUCCUUUUAGUUUUGACUGGGUAUUUCAUCUGCAUAUCUCGUUUUUUGGCUUCAUUUGGUCACAUUUAAAAGUGUCUUUCUGUGAGACCACUACUGCCACACCCAUGAGAGGAGGUGAUAGCAGAAUCACGUCACCUGACUGAUAUGAGAGACCAGUCCAUAUAGAGCAGUAACUGAUGCAACCAUGUUUUCUUUUCGUUUAGAAAUGAUUAAAUGGAAAUAAACAUUACCACAAAAAACUCAUCUAACACAGUUGUGAGUGAAUAGCUCGUGCCAAAGUGUGGCCCCAAGGUAAUAAUUGUUGGGCUUGUGGGCUUCUGUAGAUUCUGCACCAUGUAAACCCUCAUUUAAAAGGUGCUUUGUACAUAAAACUGUUAUCAUUAUUAGUAAUAGAAGGGGUAUUAGUAUACAGCUUUCUAUUUGGGGCUCUAAAACCAAAGCUAGCGAAACAGAAACUUAUCCACACUAUGCCACUAGAAAGGUGACUUGUGUGGAGUGGCCAUUUGGUAUCAUAGCUGAUCACAAAUAUUGCAAAAGUUGAGAAGUAAUUUUUGAUUAAAGCCUCUGUGAGUAGGAUGGUUGUGCCCCGAGAUAUUUUUCAAUGAUAAAAUGAGUUACAACUGGCCCAGGCAAUCCGCUUUCAUCCAUACUGGCUGGCUUUUUUAAAUUAAAAGUUAAGAGGAGCUAUAUUUCAAAAGUAUGCCCAAUCCAAAUGCAAACAUUCCUCAGGAUGUGUGACAGCAAAUUUGAAGGUACACUCACCCAAUAAAGACAAAUUUAAUAUAUCAUUAGACAGUCAUCCUUCAGUUUCACCUCUGCGUGCCUUCCCUCAGAUUUGGGUUUAGCCCCUUUUGUUGAUAAUGUAGGUUAACAGCAAUCUAUGUCAUUGUUGUCACAUUACAGCUGACCAAGUUUUGGUUGAAGUCCCUCCGCCCUUAGGCUUUGCAGAUUGUCCCUGCCCAUCCAUGUUAGAUAGUUAAUCAAUGGAGUCAGCGCUAAAAAAGAGGAAGUAAAAUUGGGCCACAGUAUCAUUCUGCAGGGGAUGAAGCAUUUCUGGCUCAAACUAGGACUGUAAUAUUUUGACUGUCAUCCAACUUUUAGAGAUUAACUUGUGUGUCAGGAAGCUUCAUUUUGUCAGCAAACUUACCUCACACUGUUUCAUGUGUUUCUUGCCUAUUUUUCCUUGCCAAGCUUAUGUUUCUUCUCUUUAACAAACAAACCAACUCAAAUAAUUCAACAGAAUCUGUUAAAUGUUUUCUUGAAAUAAAAAAAAGUGUUUGAUGCAGUGUAAGUUGUGUUUUUAGCAUGAGAUUUAAAGAAAAAAAAAAACCCUGGGUCCUGUGAAGCAGUUCUUUUAACUCAAGUUUUCUUUGCGUUUUCUUUUUUUUUUCCCUCAGAAAUCCAGACACCAUGACAACCAUCAACACAGCUAACAUCAACUUUAAAUGGGAUCCAAAGAGCCUAGAGAUCCGUACUCUGGCAGUGGAGCGGCUUCUGGAGCCCCUUGUCACCCAGGUAAAUUAUACUAACAACAUGUUUGCAUUUUGUUCAUCGGAAUAAUGGAAAGAGCUGUAUAGCUUGUUGCUGGAAGUUAACAGGAUCUUGGUUUCAGAAAAAUAAUACGAAAUAAUUUAAUGUCAUUAUGAUUUUUUAAAAGCUAAUAGUGCAUAAAACACACCAAAAUGAAAAAAGAAACACACUAUGUUAAGUUUAGUAAUGGAAAAUUGUCUUUUCUCUACCCUUUCAGGAUUUGUUUAUUUUGUUUUGAUAAAUUCUACAUGAAAAAUGAGUGAAUUUUCAACAUGUGAAAAAAAGGGACUAGCAUUGAUAAAAAAAUUUAACGAAGCACAGUCACAUGUUUUUGCUAAGAGAAACAACGUGGGCGUAAAUCUAGUUUCCAAACACAUCUGAGCUGUAGUAGCUGCUACUGUUGUUGAACCUCCUGUAUCCUUGCCAUAGGUCACCACUUUGGUCAACUCCAGCAACAAAGGCCCAUCCAACAAGAAGAAAGGACGCUCUAAGAAGGCUCAUGUCUUGGCAGCGUCAGUGGAGACUGCCACACAGAACUUCUUGGAGAAAGGAGAAAAGAUCGCCAAAGAAAGUCAGUUCCUCAAGGAUGAGUUGACUGCUGCAGUGGAGGAUGUCCGCAAGCAAGGUAUAUUUACAAGAAAUGCUGCCAGUGUGUAGAUUGUAGCUUGCCUCUCUAGAUGAGAGGGAUGAUAAAUAAAUGAUAAACUAUGUACGUAUCAUCUGCCCCGGUGGAAGACCUUGAAAUAAGAGCAUGUUCUAAGCUCUUUAGAUCUCCUCUAUGCAGUGUUUUCAGGGAGCCCAUUAAUAGCGACUUUUCAUGUAAACAUGCAGAUGAGUCACAUUCACAUCCAGCCAUACUGCCGUCACUGUCCUUUUCAAUCAGGAUUCAAGUGACCCAUGUCUCCUCCAGGAAAACACACCUGUGUGUGCGUGUGUGUGUGGUAUUCCAGUAAACCACUGUCUGGCUCACAGUAGCACCGUAACAUCAAACUUUUUAGUCGUGACUGUUAAAUAGUUUUCCUUGAUAUGUUUGUCUGCUAUGCUUCUCUAUGGCAGAAUGUAAAGAUUUGCUGCAUAUUACAAAAAAGAAAUGGACUUCUCAGUUGUUCCAAAAAGGAUUAUUUGUAAUAACCAGUCGAAACAAUUACAUAUUCCUGUCAGUACUGUGGUUAUAUUUUAACAUCCCCUUGUACCUUUGAGUUACACCACUCAGCCUUGCCAGUGAUCUUACUGUAGGUGCUUGCUGUCUUCGAAGCUUGCUUUAUUUUUUUGGUUGUGUAAAUCUUUGAUGGACCCAUAUCAGGAGCAGAAGCAUUUAGUCAGCUUAAUUUUAAGUGUUAUGUUUUUCUCACACCAGAGGCAAAAACUGGUACUUCCUGGAUUUUCGUGUCAGCUUGUAAGACAUAAUAGUUUGUUUCCUCUGCAGCUAAAGUUGUUUGUUUAGAUGCUGACACGGUAAAAAGGGAAUCAUCACACACCAGAGGGCUCAUCUUGUCUGUGUAGAUUAUUUUUGGGGUUUUGUGGUAAUGGCUGUAAUUUGUCUGGCAUUCUGUUUGAACGGUUACCUACUGAGUUGUUUUUUGGCGUACAAGGUCAUCAUGAACAGAGGUCACAUGCUUGUUUUUACAGUUUUUGCUCCCAACACCCAUAUCUUGGUAUCAACUGUGGUCAGGUUCAAAAUGUGGUCAUCGUAUAUUACAUGAUGGAAAUGGCCCCCAGUGACUAAUAAGAUUUAUCACUGUGUGGAGUUUUUCGUAGCACAGACAUCCCACUGUCUUUGUACAAGUGUUAGCGAAAACCCGUCACUCGGGUUUAAUCCCACUCCAGUAGCAAAAGAACUGGAGCAUCUGCAGCACACAGUCACACAGCGAGUGGGCUCUGCGUCCUCUUGUUGCUUUUGUCGUUGCUUUUGGGACUUUUUGGGGCAAAGAAAUCAAGUCGUCUUUGCUGUGCCAUUGAUCAGCUCUAUCUACAGCUGCAGUUAGCUGUGACCCCUACGGCUUUUUCACACAACAUGCCAAAACAGUGUGUGAUGGCUGCCUCUCUGAAGUGCUGCUGCUGACUGUCACUGUGUUCACACAGGCUGCGCCUCAGCGGCAGUGCUGCUGCCGAGCUGCAGCCGUUCCCAUCUCUUUAUAUUUAAAUGAGCCCUUGAUAAUGGCAAUGAAAUGCAGGUUCUUUGUUCUGUUUGCACAUGCAUUUUUUACUAAGUUUGAACAGAAUCUGAAAAUAUUUGCAGUGGGUUUGGGAAAAAAAGAAUAUUCUCACUACAAAUAGCUGUUUACAGUGUUGUGAAAGGUGUAUUGUACUGGGUGUUGUGUCAGUAUUACAAUCCCUAAGAUCAUUUCCACAGACUGCUUCGGCUGAAAACCACACUGUUAGCAGUUGUUUUCCUACUUGUGCGCAGCCCCAGAUCAGAGCCUUAGCUGUGCUGCUUACAUGGGAGAUCCCAUCGCUCCAACCUUUGACCAUGAGGACAGGAAUCAAACUGACUAAGGACUGUUACGAACAUCUGUUUUGAUUGUCAUCUAAGAUUGGAGCAAUGAAAUGAUGUAUCAACCAAUUGGACAAUGAAUCUUUUGUGAUGUGGGAAGAGUUAACCAUACUAUUUAGUGUUAAGAGUGGAGGAAGAAAGGGAGGUAAGAAGGAGAGAAAAAGAUGGUUUAAAAAUAGGGAUGGAAAGAUUAACUGGUUGGUAUUGAUUCACAGAUAUGUGUGGACAUGACCGGAGUGCAUCAGUAGAGCAGCUGAACAUGGAAGCAAUUUGGAGUCAGCUCAAGAGAAAUCCAUUUCUGAAUUUUUGCAUCUGUAAAUCCAGUCCAUUUAAGAGAAGAUGCUCCAUGAAUUUAUUUAGAAAUGUAACCAACCCAAAAUAUUUGGAAAUUUGUGUUUCAGUGGUCCUGUGUAAAGACCUAUGUCACAUUAAAGUACAUAAGUUGAGCACUGUUGUAGUAUGAGCAGCAUAAACAUUACUGUAUUUGUGGAGUGUUUCCUAGUAGUUGUGCUGGUGGCACAGUGAGAAUCCCCACCGCCUGUGAACUUCACAUCGAAAGUUUCCGAACACGACAGGGUUUCGCAAGAGAGAGAGACGACUCAACAAGUCAGAUACGAUUUGCAAAACGUGCCGUGCUGCUCUGAAGCGCACAAGCAGCACGACUCACAUUGUAACUCACCUGAAGCAGCAACAAAGUGUGACUGUGGUGUGGAGGCGUCUGCUAGUGCCCACUGCCCAGCAUCCCCGGCCUCUGUCUUUAUUCAUAAAGCUAUCCAGCCACUGUUAGAGAGAACAAAGAUUUCCAACCUCCUCCGCGCCUUGGAGCCUCAGUGCAAAAACUAUUCUUUGAGAAACAAAUCCUUUCUACUCCAUGAUAUAGUAAGAUACAACAACACACACAGAAGUAAGACCAAAGAUAUCAUUACUGUCAUUAUUGAUGGUAAUGACUGUCAAUUAUUUGGCAGUGAUGAUGGUGUUUGAUUAUGGUAGCAUGUGACAACUAAUACUAGUUUUUCAUUUUUUUUACCAGUUAGCGUUUUUAGGCUGUAAAUCAUUAUAUCACGUAGCAAUUUGCUGCAUAUGUGUAGCUAAUGUUUUAAGAUAUUUAUCGUAUUGGCCUCACAAUACAGAUGCCUAACCCUUGUGAAGAAAGAUGAAUGCUUUAUCUCGAGGGACUACAAAUGUAAAUCCUGCUCGGUGUGGCGGUAACACGGGCGGUUGGCUGUUCUGUUGACUGUCAUUUCAUGUUUGAAAUAAGCCAGUAUGCCCUCUUGUCAAACUCUCGCAUAUUACUGUCACGUUGCCUUGAAAGACAAGGUGUGAUUGACAGAUUUUGCAGGCUGUGUUUUAGGACAUGCUGGCCAUGUUGCUAUGUUCCUUUUUAUCCGUCACUCCCCCGUCCCAGUUUUUACACGUGCCACACACAGAUAAACAGGACUCGGGAUGUGUUCCUCCUCAUAAAUUUGGUGUUGGAUGUUUUGUUUCACUGCCCGGUCCCCAUCACUGUCGCACAUGUGCCACCCAGUAGAGAACGCAAGGCUGCAAGAUGUACUUUGUGAAAUGAUGUACUGUGAAAUCAUGGAAUUAUGUCCGUUCACAGCUUAAAAAUACACGCAAUGAUGUCACCAACUAAUGGUAAACAAUUCAAUUCAACUAAUUUUGGUAAUUUGUUUUGUCAUUGGUUUGCAACUGAAAUGCACAUGCUGUGUGAAUCAGCUGUUGAAUGUUGACAUCUCUCAAGGAUGUUUAUAACAGAGGUAUCAAUUAAGGAGCUCUCUCAAGGAGGAUUAUUUCAGUGACAUUCAAGUGCAGUAAAGACGUGACUAAGGCACGUACUAGCAGACAGCAUAUGAGAGAAAGUCUGUCUGAGAUAAGGCUGCACGAUAUUGGAAAAAAAUAAUAUUGCGAUUUUUUUCAACCCUGCGAUAUAUAUUGCGAUAUUAAAAAUACAGGAAUUUUCACCAGAUGACCUGAAUAGCAUUUAAUGUUAUACUGCACUGCUGAAAUCUUGAGGACAGUUACCCUGCACUGAUCUUACCUCUUUUUGUGAAUGUUAAAAUGGCUUCUGUCUCAGAGAUAUUUUUAGCUUUUAUUGUGCUGGGACGUUAUUGUGGCAACAGAUUAACACAGAACACGUGUUUUGGUCCUUCUUUUAACCGAAAUAAUUCCAGAUAACUGACUUUCCUUUUCUUUUGGGCAACAAAUCUUCAUUUUCGGUGGUUUUCGCUUGUUCGUUGCUCAUUUUGCGAUCGUUGUUGUUGUUGUUAGCGGUGUUGUGCCGAGAAACGCAUGUCCUCCGAGAAUUGCAUGCACCUCGCAAAACGCGCACCGCUUAUAGUAGAGUGGUCCACGGAAAUGUACAAUUUAAAACCCAUACAGUUCUUAUUUGUUGGGCUAAACAGUCAUGAGUAAAGUUCCGAAAGUAAUUCUCAGCGGACACGUCUCCCUCCAUGUGCAGAACAUGUGCAGGGGUGGGUUUCCUCCUCUCUGAUUUUGAUUGACAGCUGGCAGGGUAGUCUGAUUGGCAACUGAGAAGUGAGUCUGAUUGGCACCUGAGUUAAGGACGAAUGUGAUUGGUGGAUCGCUGCAAAGCACAUGCAGAGUCACAUGCAGUGUGUCUCAGUCAGUUACCCUUGAAAUUAAAUGAGUUCAUUCACCUCCAAUAUCGCAGGCUCUGCGAUGUGACUAUCGCACACACGUACAUCGCGAUGACGAUAGUCAAACGAUAUAUCGUGCAGGCCUAGUCUGAGACAUGGGCGUUCAUUACAUGGAGGCUUUAUUGAAACUGCUUGUAUUGAAUCAUGCCACUGUCUGUACCAGGAAUGUAAUUACUGAUGGAUUUCCAGUCCUUUUAACCAAACAGCCCAUCACUUUGUAGAUUUCAUUGUCAUAUUUUUGAACCCUCAUUUGUUCAUUUUACUUUUGAGAUCUAGCUGCCUUGUGACUCCCGUGCAGACUUCUGAGACCAGGGCACCGUGACUUGAGGGGUGGCUGUUAUCACCUUGUGAAGUGACAUCUGUGUCACUGUGCCUUUUCUCCCCAGAUGCCCAGCCAGUUAGAAGUCGAGUUCGAGCCCCUGCUCUUGAGUAGUCGGGAGGUAAAUGACAUGUUGCCAGAUAGCUUGUGCAGUGCUCAGUGUCCAGGAAUGUUACUGUAGCUGUGGUAAGCUGUCACAGGCCGGAAUCCAGUGACUGUUGUUAGCUGGUGCCUAGGCCUGGCUGUCAGCUAUGCCAUGCUGCUCAGUGGAGCGUGCCUAGACUGAUAAUACGGCUAUUGAGAAGGGUUACAACACCCUCACACACCCCUGGAUUUAGAAAGCAUUUUCUGUCCAGCUGUGGCAUACCAGUGGGAAAAAGAUCUAAAUCUUCAAACAUAAUUGUGCAUAUGAUGCAUGUUGAAGUGCUGGGUGGGCUUAGGCUUCCUCAGAUUGUUGGAGAAUCAGUAGGUGUUUUGCUCGGGUCAAUAUAUUUCCUGAAUAAAUCUUCGAAAUUGUGUUGUCUUGACCAUAUAGGCAUCCUGAAGUUGAGCGAACGUUUCUUCUGGUCUUGUCGAAGACUUAACUCAGCUGUCUCUGCCUGCUUGUGUCCUUGUUCCCUCUGUCCUGUCCUUCCUUCUCUGUCUGUGUCAUUGUUGCCCUGCUGUUUAUUGUAUUCCUGUGUGAUAUACAUUUUAAUCAUUUCAUUGUGUGCUCUUGGUGGGCCACAGGUAAGCGUUAGAUGAAUGGAAGUUUAUUAAUGGAGUACUGAUCACUAUCUGCCCUCUGAAAAUGGCCUUAUUGAUUUUGAUCAUGGGGGGAAUAAUAGCCUGAAGGUGUGGUCUGUCUUUGAGGUCUGUGUUUCAGUCAUUUGCACAAACUGCUUAAGUUCCCAGCUGGGGUGAAUUGGUAAGACUCUGCGUGUGAUUUCUGUUCUACAAAUCUGACAUUGGUCUUUUUAAAGCUCUUUUUGCCUUGAGCUAUUUGAUCUGUAAUUGCUGUAUGCCCAUUUAUAGUUUACUCUUUACGCUUUUGACUACCUCAUGAACUACAGUUUAACUAUCAGCAAGUGCUACAAUGUCAUUGAGCAGAUGCUUUUGUCCAGAGUGACUCACAUUCGACAUUUGAGUGUAGGUACAGCACAAGCAAAGAUCUGGAUGAAAGGAAACUGCAUGAGUAAGAGCCACAAGCUGCUUCAAGUCUAAUGGAUGCACGGCUGUUGUGUUUGAGGAGCCAAGCUCAUAAUCAAAAAGUCAAGCUUGGUUAAGUGAGCAGUCGAUCAAAAAUGUCUCUGCAAUAAUUUCUUUUUUGGUCAGUUUUGCUGUAGUUAAUAAAAAAUUCAAUUGCUGCAGAAUGAGAGGAUUGAUGCAUUUCUUUGUGAGGCAUCAUGACGAGCUGAGUAUUUUGAAGGGCUAGUUCGUUUUUUUACAAGUGGGGUUGUAUGAAGAUGCCAGAGGUACUUGCAUUAUCCACAGAGGAUCUUGUUCGGCUCAGCCCGUUAUUAAGAAUCUGGCUGUAAAACGGACACAGUAUCAACAAGUCAACCACACAGUAUGGUAGGUUACCGCACAACUACACGUGACGUCACCUCACCCCAACUUUUGCUCAGAUGGACACAAUGGCCGCUGCAGUGGUACCUAAACUAGAUAAAACUCUUCUCCUCGGGGAACAUUUCAGGUUUUGGCUAAAUGAGCUGCGAGAACCAGCAAGUUUAGAUGUGGCAUUCUGCAAUCUACGAAGUGCUCCGAGAUGAUCCCCGCGAAAUGAGGAAACAAAUUGAAUUUGAUCUCACAUAGCAAGUUACCAUUUAGCUUGUGAGGCAAAGCUGCUGCCCUCUCCAGCACAGACCACCAACAAUAGGACUUCUCUGAAAAACCUAAUGCAAAAAUCGAUGGAAGUUAAUGCCACGGUUAAAUCUGUAGAAAACCCUGUUCCACUUCCCUCCUGCUGCGACGGAGAGGCUCCCCACAACCAAACAAAGCUCCAACAAAAGAUCUAAUCCGAACACAUUUUAUCUAUAAAGACUCACAGAUGACUUUAAAUCUACAAAGAUUAUACGAACUUGCUCAAACUGUCUACGAUCCAUCUUACUAUCAAUGAGUCCUUCCCCUUUCUCAGGCAAGUGACCUCAGCUUGAAUGCUGAUGGGAAUCACUAGUGGCUUCACAGACUUGAGCAAAGCAGUCAUAGACUUGAUUAGCUCAUCAAUAUUCUGAGGGGAGAGAAUUUAUGUGUUGCAUCUGGGAAUAAAGUAAAAUAACAAAUGAGCUUUCUGACAGCAAAGUAAAGCACUUAAAACAUUUCUAAAAGGAGCAUACACUUACACCGACAUUAGUGUUCGGGUGGUGGCUAAAUUUUGUGGUAAAGGUGACCCUUUGUGCAGUGAUUGAUAGCUUUGCUUCCAUGUCAACCCUCCUGAAAGUUUCCCGACGAAGGGUGUCAAGCAGACUGACAUCCUCUGUAAGUGAUAGAAUUACUCAUGACAAGAACCUCAUACAACCCCGUUCAAGAAAUAAAAUAAUCAUAUUCAAUACAGAAUAAAACAUAAUACAAUAAAAAUGACAAUCCAUUCAAGAUACAUGACUGCAACUUAGAUGGCAUUACAUUUAUCUUAUUUAUCCAAAAAGCGGUCUUUGAAAGUAAUCCUUAUACCAAAAGAUAAGCCCAUUUUAAUUUAUAAAAAUAAUUUAUAAAAUAAUAGAUCAAAGGAAAAAAAAACAGUAUAAACUACAAUUUUACCUGCAAAAAAAAGAUAAUAUUCAAAAUAAAGUCAAAUCUUGGAAUCGUCUGUAGAGUUUUUCCAGAGUUUUUUGGUAUCUGAAAUUAAAAGCUGACCUUUUUAAAGAGAUGAGUUUUCUAAGUGGUUAAUAGAUAUGUGGAUAAUUGUUAGUGCAUUUGUAUAGAAAAUAAAGUGGGACAUUGCCACUGUGUCCUCCGAGCAAAGAAGUAUCUUGUUGUGAUGGAAAUAAUUUUCAGUUGCAACCCCUUUUGGAGGAAAUUUUAUAAACUGCUGUGUACUCGGCUGAGGUUUUAUGUGUUAAAUGCUUUAUAUGCUGAAAGGGUGACAGUUGCUGCUGAUGGGUUGCAGUUAUAACCACCAUUCCCUCUGCUUCACACCCAUUUUAUGGCGGUGUUUUUCAGUAUGUCUCUUUGAUAGGCUCGAUAAGCUUCAUUAUAACUGACAACGCAGCCGGCACUGGUCCUGUAAAAUAACAAGUCUUUUCAAGCUUCAAGAAUUUUCUUUUUAAACUUGCUCAGUGUAGCUCAUUGAUUUCGUACUGAGCUUUGAACACUGUCAAAACUCUUCUAAGCAUGCUGCACAACAAUAUUGUGGCAUAACACUGGCCGGGCACGGACGCCUUCUUUGCCUGCAGCCCUGUGAAAAUGUCUCACAGUUGGCCUCUGACACCCAGUGACUUAGGCUGUGAAAGAGACAUUCAUUUUGAUGAAAAAAAACACUAAUUUUGGUUUGCCUCAUCUAUUGGUGUAAGUGUUUCACUGAAGCAUCUGCAAAAUGUUUAGGACAUGAUGGAGAUGCUGAAAAGCCUCAAAUCUGCACUGGAUGUCAGGCAUCAUGGUAAUGUGGUAUUAAUGCAGAGUCAGAAUGGCACUGGCACUGUUAUAAGGUUAGGGUAGUAUCCUUUCAAACAUAAAAAAAAACAUGUUUGAAAAUGUUAUAAGAAGGCAUUUUUGAUAUCUCCAGAGUUGAACACGACACCUUUAGAUUGAAGGUGUCUAUCUCUCUGUAGCACUGUCAGGACUUGAACAGGUUUAAACCCGAUUGUUGACUUAUUGACUCACAGCUCCUGUAAGUAGUCCUCGAAGUGUACAUACAUUAGACAGAGAGUGCUCGUGGGCACGCAUGAUACCAGCAUUAGCAGGAGUUGGGUCGUGUGUUCACUGGCAUCGUCACUAACGCUUUAGUUUCACAGGUUGUCAGAUCACCAGCCUCUAAGGAGUAGAUUCUGCUGAUGGCUGCUGAUGUUUCAUUCACUCAUAUAGGCUGCUUGGAUUUUAUUAGUCACUGAAGCUUCUCACUUCAGUCAAGCUUGUAGCUUGGCAACAUUAACUUACAGUUAAACUGAUCAGGAGGAAUGCUUUCUACCACUUGUUUCUAUGGAUUUAUGUUGAGUAGAAGUACAACCUAAAUUUGUCAAACAAUUAUCUUAAGUGAAAUAUAAUUAGUUGUUUUACCAAUAAGCAAAAACCUUGUGCAAGUAAAUGCAUAUGACUGGUGCAUAUUUAAAAAUUAAGUUUGUUUAGGUUUGUGAUUUGAAUGCAUUUGAGUAAUGAAAAGCCUUAAAAAUAACAUCCAUAUUACAUCCGCAAUCCCAUUAGAGUUGGGAAACGUAGUAAAAUGUGUAUUAAAAACAAAAUUGGAGAUUCAUAAAUAAUUCAAAGCUUGUAUUUGAUGUCAAAUAGUGCAAAGACAACAAAUCAGAUAUAGCAACGUACAAGUUUUAUUAUUCUCUGGGAAAUAUAUUUUCAUUUUUAAAUUUAAUGCCAGCUACUCAUUUCCGAAGGACAGGGAGAUGUUUUAUCGUUUUUGAUGUAUCACCUUUUCCUCGAACAUCCCUCUCAGGGUUUUGUGAAACAGGAAAAGACCAGUUUCUGGGGUUUGAAAGUUAAAUGUAGAAUUGCCUGAGAUAGAUUUGAGUUGCUCAAGAAUCUCCUUAGAGAUUUUUUUUUUUGGUCAUGAGGCACCAAAUAUUUUCAAACCUGUAGGCAGUCCAGUAUUUCACCUGGACUCUUCUGAUACAGAGACAUGCUGUUGGAUCAAGUGGCAUCUAUGAUUUCCAAAAAAGAAUCACAUUUGACUGAUGAGGCCACAGGAAAGUUUUCUGCCUCGCCUCAGUCUAUGUUCGAGGAAGUCAGGCUCAGAGAGCCGGGCAGCAUUCCAGGGUCAGGUCCAUGUACGGUUUCCACUUUGCAUGGUCCAGUUUUUUGCAUUUGUGGAUGCAGCAAUGAUCUUUGUUCAUAGACAGCAGGUUUUCGGACAGGAUUUUGGGCCCAUGCAGUGAUUUCCACCACAGAGUCAUGCCUUUUUUUGAUGUAGUGCUGCUUGAGGUCAGAGAUCACAACCACCUACAGUUGUAUCGAUUUUCUGCCUGGUCCCUUUUAGCGCAGAGAUUUUCCAAGGUUCUUUGACUCUUCAGAUGAUACUAUGUACUCGGAUUGAUACAAUUCUCAAGCUCUGUGUGGUUAUACUCAGGAGCAUUAUUCUGGAUUUACUGAAAUAUGUACUCACCUGACCUCUCUCCUCUUUACCUCUGGGAGACUGCAUCUCUGUAAUGCCCUUUUAUAUCCAGUCAUGUCACUAACGUUAUGCAAAUUAAUGUAAUUAUUUGAACUUUUGUUAUUUGUAUCAAAUUUAGAAGUUUUUAGUUUUAACACUUGAUUUGUUUUUAAUUAUAUACAGGCUUGAAGUGAUUCACAAACCAUCAAAUUCUGUUUUCAGCAUCAUUUUACUUAAUAUCUCAAGUCUGAAGAAAUUAAGGUUGUGUUACACGUAAACUUAUUAUUAAAACUGCCAUCUGUAAUGGAGACAUUUCCAGGAGUAAUCCUCCAUAACACAGUCUCUUAUCUGAGUAACGGCUGUUUUGCUCUAUUUUCUUUAGAUUUAGUGUUUUUGAUAAAAAAAAAAAAAAAAACAGAUUAAACUCAAGCAUAGCGUUAUCAUUUUAGUUUGUGUUAUUUCAAGAGUGAUAGCAGUCUGUCUUGCCUGGAUGAGUAAGUAUAAUUUCUGUAAUGUUCAUAGCAAAUGUAUGACUAAUGUUUGACUAACGUUAUUUCAGCGAGGUUGGAGCCUACAUCUUUAAAGCCUAGUGUUGAUGUUCAGUAACAUCUCAUUCCUAUGCAGCACGUAUUCAUGUCAUGCAAGCUUUAAUGUAGAUGGUUGAUGGUUGCAUUGCACGCAGCAAAUUAUAUCUGCUCAAGUUGAAGCUGUUAAAAUUCAGGUGAAACGCUCCUCUACAUCUCUUCUGACUCGCAUGUCUGAGAGAGAUGGAAAUGAAACAAAGGCUGAAAGGAGAUGGUAUGGAAGGUAAUAAGAAAACAGUGAGUUUCAGCUUUAAAAUAGAGUCGCCUUCUACUCUUCGGUGAAGGAAUUCAUCAGUUUCAUGGGUUUUCUUGUGGUCAGAACACACAGAAAGCAGUCCUUUUGGUCAAAGUCAAGACAUCAAUUAACUUAGUUUCUAAAUAGAGCCUCCUGUAUUUUAUAUAAAAGUGUGCGCUGUUGCAAAACCACACCAUGAAAUUGAGCUUUUACUCUGUGAUUCUUACAUAGACAGUUAAAAGAAAUAAAGUGUAUUUGAGUCUUUUUUUUUUUUUUUUUUUUUAAAUUUUACCCUUGCAUAAUUGAAUUUGAUGCCACGGCAGUCUGUUGUAUUCCUACUGAAACCCUAUUGUUGUCUCUGAAAGCUCAUUAUUGUCUGAACUGCUUACCCUGUUCAGUUUCUUGGUGUCUGGAGUUAGUCCCAGCACACAGGUGGUAAAAGAAAAAAGACAAAAACAUCCUUUAUGAAAGCUCGUCUUUGAAAGCGCCAUAGAGAAGGUAUUUAGCAAGAUGGUAACAACUGGUGAGUCUAACUGCCGCUAAAUUAGCGCUCACUUGUCUUUUUUUUUUUACCAGAGUACACUUCAGAACUAAAAGAAAAUAAUUCAUCUUGCUGCUUGUCAUCUGAUGUUUUCCCCAGCCUCAAUAGAGCUGAACUACAUUGAAGGAGAGUGGACAACAUAAGUGCUUGUCAUCUCGUUGGCUCUGGAUCUGUAAAUGCAAGCACAGUCUUGCUGUUAUAGAGUCCUUUUUUUCUAAGUUUGUUUUGGCUGUGCUUCCACUGAAGUAAACUAUUUACGGAUUUACUGUCUUGUUCAUAAUGUGAGCCUACAAAGUCCAUUUGUGUGCUCAGUCAACUGUGCAGACCCAUCCAAUACAGGACGAAGAAUGGUGCCGGACAAACGAGACAGUGAGCCCUUUGUAGUGGCUUUGACCCCUUUUUUUCUUUUCCUUUUUUUUCAGAGCGCUGUGUGUUCAUGUCCAUGUGCAGGCACACAUUAUUACCAGACAUUGUGAGGUGUCUGUGUCUUUGUCACUCUGUAUGACACGUGCUGACCUGUAGCGUGUAGAUAAGUGCAUCAGACUGUUGCCGCUCUGCUCUGCUCUCCUCUUUGUCUAAAAUAAAAAUUUCUGAGGGGUUAAACCUGUAAGUCUGGAACAGGCUGCUCUAAGAUACCUCCUGCCAUCCCUGAUAGACUCCCACUAGCACUGCUACAUCUUCUACAUCAAUACCAAUGCCACAUCUAAAAGUGAAUAGUAACAAUAGUCACAAAAUACAUGGGGGAAAAAAUGCAAAGUUCAACUUAAAGCGGUGUUUCUCAAUCCAGUCCUCAAGCCCUCCCUGUCCUGCAUGUUUUGGAUGUUUCCCUGCUCCAGCACACCUGAUUCAAAUGAUCAGCUCGUUAUCAAGCUCUGUAAUGGCAUAAUAACGAGCUGAUCAUUUGAAUCAGGUGUGCUGGAGCAGGGAAACGUCCAAAACAUGCAGGACAGGGGGGGCUCGAGGACUGGAUCGAGAAGCACUGACUUAAGGCAAGUCUAGUGCUUGCUUUACUGAACAGUAGUGGCCAAAAACAUAGACGUAGCCACGAAGUAUGAUUGUCGUGUACUUUAGUUAGUUGUCUGUGUCACUAAAAGGGACCAGAUGAACACAGGUUUUAAAAUUCAUUUUGAACAUAACAGUUUUAUUUGUUUUGAGUGUGCAAGCCUGUCACAGUCAAGGAAGGAUCUUUCUAUCGGUUCAAAUCAGAUGGUGUUUUUUUAACAGUUAAGAUUAAAUUAUUUGUUUUGAUGUAUUAUUUGUUUGUUUUGUUUAUGUUGCGAUUAUUAUUAUGAUUAUUGUUAUUAUCAACUGGAAGCAGGUAAAUAAAUUAUUGAUGAUUCAUGCAAGGUGAAGAGGUGGGACUAGACAAGUUUCGACUUGCUCCCACUCCAUUUUGAACAUGCAAAUGACGAAAUUAUUUGACUGUCUGUUUGUGUUUUCUGUCUGUUUUUUUGUGUUUAUGUCUUUACUUUGUACCAUGUUUAAUAGUUGUUCAUGUUUCAAAAAAUUCUAUUAAAAAAAGAUUUCAUCAGAAGAUUCACUUUACACAAUUAAAACAAAUUUUUUUUUUUUCUGUUUUGUCCCAUUUUAGGCGAGUCCAUGCGGCAGGCCUCUGGAGAGUUUGCAGAAGACCCCUGCUCAUCUGUGAAGAGAGGCAACAUGGUUCGUGCUGCCAGGGCCCUCCUGUCAGCAGUCACUCAUCUUCUGGUGCUGGCAGACAUGUCGGAUGUCUACAAACUUCUAGUACAGCUUAAGCUGGUGAGAUAGUAACCUUUGCUGCAGUCACACUGUGGCAAGUUUCUUUGAUACUGCAUUGGUCUCUACUCACACAUACUACAAGUUGACCGAUUAAGAUUGAGGUACUGAGUUGAUUCACUAAUUUUAAAUGGACUUAAUAAUCCAAUUCAUUCAUUAGUGAAAAAAUUGUGUAAUGAUGCUGGGAUAAUCUGUGCUCUUGUGUUUUUGGGUCAUUGCUGUUUGGAAGUUACAGACAUACUAUUUGCAGUGCAGUGAUCCUGUCAUCUACCAUUCCUACUACUUUUAAUCUCUUUGUCAGUUGCUCACUCAGAAACAUUUGAGGACCAGGGGAAGCUGAGCACAAGCGCUGAGCGUAGAUAAUCGAGUAAAACCAAAUGGGCCAGAUUUUUGGAAUAGCUCUUCCGUGUUACCAUGUCACAGCAAUUAGCCCAUGCUUGCCUGGGUAUAAGGAGGGGAGGGUAUCAUCUUCCUUUUGUGACUGUUUUUAUCUCUCCCACUGACAUUUUCAAUAUUCUCCUCAUACCCCUCAAAUAUUUUAAAACGAAAAACGUUUCCUCUUUGGCUUUAUUUAAUUUUUAAUUCCUCUCCUAAUUGAUUUACUCUCUACCAACUAAAACUAUUUCCAAGGAUCCCGAGCUAAGGCUAAUUUGAAUCACAUCUUCAGUUAUUGGUUGGUUUAAUUGCAGUUUGGAUUAUUGUGUUGUGCACUUUUGAUGUUUUUCAGUUCUAACUCACAUCUGCGCUUUAAAGAGAAAUGCAAUCUCGCAGUGAGGAUUUGUCUAACUUAUUUUUAUCUGCUGGUCUCAGGUGGAGGAUAACCUGGUGAAAGUGCGCAACGCUGGAACAGAGCAGGACCUUGGAAUCCAAUACAAGGCCUUGAAGCCUGAGGUGGACAAGCUGAACCUCAUGGCUUCAAAGCGGCAGCAGGUAUCGUAUAAUUUGCUGCAUAGAGAAUCAAAACAAAGUAAGAACCUGGCAGCACUGUAUGAUAGAGAACUUGCAGAGGAGCUGUGGAAGGUUAUCUCGCAUGUUAUGAGUCAUAUCAAAACAUCCCUCUCGUCUAAAUAGCUAAUAGAAAGAAAAACAGGAAGGAAGGAAAAGCGGAAGAUAAAUGCUGCAUGAUUAAGUCCAAGUGUGGGUGGUUAGAUGCAGUUUGCAUGAACAAGGUGUUUUGCGCCAAUAUCAGUGAAGUGGUCUUGGAGUGCAGGAAGCACAAAGGCUUGACUAAAUGUGACAGCACCAAUUUCAUUUUGAUGAGAAGUGUAGCAUUGUGUUUCUCCAUGAAGGUGUGGGUGGUAGCCAAGAGCGAAGUGCAGUUUACAGUGUGUUUCCCAAACAGAACAACUUGUUAAGCCUCUUGGUGAACAUCCAGAAUUGCGCAUUCCUGUAAUUACAAGGAACAACUAAAGCUUACUGAAAUAAGAUCUAAUUUGAAAUUGAAUAGCUGUAUCCUGAUAUGAUUAUGCCACAAAUAUAAUAAACUCGCAAUAAAAAGUUGACAACAGCUGCCAUUUCUUAAUUGGUGCGCACAGAAACUAACCAAAAAAUCAGGUGUGGGUGUAUUUUGUUCAUUAAAAUCUACCUGGCAGAGCCCUGCACAGGCCGUGUUAUGAUAUGACUUUCUCAGAGUGAUUUUUCUGUUGAUCCUAAAUUUGAGUCUUGGUUGGGAUAAGGGGACAAAAUUUGAAUUCUAACUGCAGUGAGCUCUUAUAACUCGUCAUAUACAGUUUACCAGCCCACCCAGACUGUCUGAAGUCUUAUGGUUUUUAAUCCAGCAGAGGGUGCUCUCAUUGUAACCUGACCAUCUCAUUCACUCUUCAUCUUCGUUGAUAAAUACAGUAAUGGUUUAUACAGAAAUAGCGGUCCUUCUGGUGUCUUAUAUGGGGCACCAGAAUAUCAAGGAAAUACCUUGUUGGGGUAUUUUAGGUUCUGCACUGCAGAUAGCAUAAUACAGGACAAAGACAGGGCCGCUGUUGUCAUUGACAACACCUCUAAGGGCAGCAGAGAAGGCGCCACAGUCUAGUAGCACAUCAUCAUCAUCAUCAAAAUAAUACAUUUGUUGUUUUUUUGUAUGACACAUAUUUGCCAAAGUUUGUUUUAUUAAGAUAAUAAAACCUAAAAUAUAAACUUAAAAGAGUUGGCCGGGGUAACACUUGAAGAAAAGUUUGGAUCCAUUUUUCACUAAUUGAAGACUGAACAAAGUUAGUGUAAAGUUUUGAUCCUGAGAAAACAGCUUCAGCUGAGCAUUACCACUGUAAUAGCAAACAGCUCUUAAUUAUGUGACUAUUACAGAACAAGCAUUUAACAACCAGGUUGUGCAUAACCCUCUCAAAUUGACGAGCCAAACUGUAAAACCUUUGGCAUUUGGCACGUUUUAGAUGUUGAUAUUGGAGGCUUUGUGUUCAACUCGAUAAAACUGCUGAAUGGAGUAAAGAAAAUGUUGAAUGUCUGUGCUGGUUUCAGGGGUUUAAAUCUAUUUGAACUCACCAGAUCAUGAUCUGCUUUUGGUUAAACUAAUCUUUUUAUCUUAAAGAGAAGUGACGGCCUUAUUCUUCACAGUCCUCUCAUAAUCUAAGAGUAGUUGCUGCAUCAGAAGUUUGGAAACCUUUCUCUGAUGCACAUCUCCCAUCUAGAAAGUGGAUAAUAGAAUUGUGAUCCUGGAUAUAGUAACAUUAAGUUGAAUAAUGGUUUGAAUGAUACUGUAUUACAUACAUUUAUUGUAACACCGUGAAGCACCAGCUCAUGCUUUUAAAGUCUUUAAACAUCUCCACACUCAACUACCUCUAUUUAAGAUGCAAAACUUACCAAUUAAUCGCAGACGAUUCUGAAAGUAAAUGACUCCUACUUGUCGUUUCUGUGGACAGCAGAAUGUGUUUAACCAAAGUCAUGCUGAAAGUAAUGGGGCUUACUGGCUGUUUGUUUCUCAGUGAAUGUCUGAGGAAUUAGGGGGUGUAGUGGAGGGGAGGUUUCAGUCUUGUGUGUGCAAGCCUUUUUUUUAAUGUCAUAAAUCUAUGCCAGUGAUCACUAUCUCCCCUCCACCCUCCUAUGAAGAUGUAAUUGCAAUAUAAUGCUGAGGUCUGAAUAGCAAAGCAUUAAAUUGCAAAGGCGUAUUAUAAUGGCCUGAUUAUGACUGUGUUGUGUUACCGCAGGGGACAGAAAUAAAUCUGGGUCAUCCAGAACAAACUCUGUCGCACUUAGUGUCUCUGUAAGGGUAUGACUUGCCCAUUCUGAAUUUAAAGUAGAUUACUACCCAGCCCCCCUGUAAGUAUUCCAUUUUCCAGCAAACCUUUUUUUUUAAAUUCUUUAUUUAACGCUCCUUUUCAUCUCAUCCUGCCAGGAGCUAAAGGACGUCCACCACAAGGACCAAAUGGCUGCCGCCCGCGGGGUUCUACAGAGGAACAUCCCCAUGCUGUACACCGCGUCCCGUGCCUGCCUGCAGCACCCUGACGUGGCAGCCUACAAGGCUAACCGUGACCUGAUCUACAAGCAGCUGCAGCAUGCUGUCUCAGGCAUCUCUAACGCUGCCCAGGCCACUUCCACUGAAGAUUCAGCACUCAGUCAGCCAGCAGGAGGUGGAGAGCUCGCCUACGCCCUCAACAAUUUUGAUGUAAGUCAAAUGAGUGUUUUACAAGCCACAGCCUAGGUGCAUUUUUCAAUCGUCCAGCCUCUCAUACAGUUCUGCGACAGACUAAGAAAUAUCAUGCACUUUAUUGUCAACAACAAUUCAUUCCAACAACAGCUCAGCUCAAAAGGUAGAAUAAAAUAAGAGUUUUUGUAUAAGCUACACGAGGAUCUGCUCAGGAAGGUUACUCUCAGGACAUUUUCUACUUUACAGAACUUAAACAACUGAAUCAUGAAAUGACCAAAACCCUAGAAGGGCUUGAGGAAGAGGUGGAAAUUAGGACGAGAUAUGUUAACAAAUUGGGACAUGGCUUUGGGACACUCAGAACAAGUUCUUGAGUCAUUGCUUCUUCAGUUCUUGAUAACUGUAUGUCAAAUGAAGGAGAGUUUACCCGCUGUGGCUUCCAGAAAAAAACCUUAGUAAGAGAGCCAAUGUAGAUGAAGCUUAACUUUUUAGCUAGCUUGCUCUGCUGUAGAAUUAAAAGUACAGAGGAAGCAUUUAAUUUUCACUAGAAGCAAAGCACGGCUGCAACAAUGAUAGUGUUUUUCAUUUUCAUUUCAGAAGGUUUUACUCAAAGUCCUUAUGAUGCAGACUCAAGAGUAAUUUAUUUUGGCAUUUGGCAAGAGUAAGAGCCCUAAUCAACGAAAAAAGCAUUGCAUAUUGCUCUCUUACCCCUCUUACAUUAGUGCUCUAAACCUUUGUAUUUCUAUUAAAGUCACUUAGUGUUUACUCAAGCGACUGUAUGUGCGGCAUGUCCCUGAAACCCUCAGCUGACUCAGAUGCACUAGUUUUUAUUUUAUUUUAUUUCUCUCUUGUGCUCUAAAUCUCUUUACUUGCUGCCACAGGGUUAAACUGUGUUAAACAUUUUAUUUUUUAAUGUAAUAAAAGAUAAUUCUAAGUGUUUGGUUAAAAAGAAAAUGUACAUAUAUGCAUAAUGCCAGUCAUCAUAAUAUUGAAAUAAAACAAGACUAAGAAAACAGCUGGGUAAAACAUUGAAUUAAUCUCAUUCAUGCACCACAGGGUGCUGCAAAGAUCAUUAACUGGAUCUUUUUUCUUUUUUCAUCUGCCAUUGAUUUCAGUCAGAUGUGCAGAGAACCUUUUUGUUUACAGAUCUGUUUAUAAGCAGAGAGCUGAACACACCACUGACAAAUGAGACCUUUUCAGUGAGCUCUACAGAAGUUCAGGUUUUCAUUGUAUAGCCUGCACAUUACUCGUCCCAUACUGACCCAUUAUGUUGUCCAAACAGCAGUGUGUUACUGUAGGUCUGAAAUUGUUAACACGUGAUUGAUGAAAUCUUCACUCUCAUAUUUUACUUUCCUUCUGCCAAAUGACACACAGUAAAAUGAAUGAUGGUCUUUUGCAGACAUUUUAAAGGUUCUUUAAAAUCCUCGUAAUUUCUGUUUAGGGAGCGUUGAGAGCAAGUGUUCAAUGAUGGUAGAUAAACAGUCUCAGAUGUAAAUGGUGUAAUUACACAGUUGGAACUCUGUUAGCCAGAUGUCCAGUCUCUCACUUUCAUGUUUACUGUUUUUGAAAACAUGGCUGGGAUGACAGGAUCUGUGUGACUGGCACUCUUUGCAUCUAGGCUAGAAUAACAAAAAGGGAAUACAAAGUACUAAAAAUUUUUUAAAACAAUUAAAAUCAGAGCUGUGAAAGUUUUCUAAAUGUCCUGUCUAAAUUUAGUGACCCCUGUUACCUCACUUAAAUCUUCACAUUUAUGUCCUACCAGGGGGCUGAAGCUGAGUUCAACCUUUUUUAAAAACAAAUUCACUCACUUUGUUUGAAGUGACGUGAAAGCCUGUCUGGAAAAUUGAGCUGUCAGGUCCUAAAAAUCCUCCAUGUUUGAUUUUGAGCCAGACUGUGGAGAUUUGUGAGGGUCAGUGACAAAGCACACAGUUUUUCAAACUCUCAUUUUUUUCUGGCUGUGAUAAACUAACUACUUGCCUUAAAACAGUCACCUACGAGGGUCUUUUCUGUUGCCUAACUUUAAUGCGUUCAAGCUUUUGAUUGAUAAAAUGAACAUAUAACAUGGAAGCUUCUUGAGUCACAUGAUCUCUUUGCUUGUCUACUUCUCUUUAUUUCUCUUGGAGAAUAUGUAAAUAUGUAAUAUUUAGCAGUUCUAAUGAAAAAUUAAGUUAAGGGGGUGGUAUCACGCUCCUCCAUGGUGUCCAUACUUUAUGUAGGCAAAGUUUCAGACCACAAGGUAAAUGUAUCUUGUCACAAUCUUAGAAAAUAUAUAUAAACUGCUCAAAACGGGAGCCUGCGCGAAGACUCGAGACUCACUAAAGUGCUUAUGCAGUUAUUAUAGGCGGUCUUUGCUAGUUCGUCUGUGCUUCCGGCAGCCUGUCUUCAACAGAGUGAGGUGACACCCACUGUGGAGCUGGUAAAUGCUGCUCCACUGCUUUACUGAUUGAACACAAUAGAGGGGGCGGGGCCAAAACGUCAAGAUGUUCCCUUGACCAGCUUUCAGAAAGCCUCCUCAGAGAAUGGCCAAUCAGAGGAAAGUGGGCUCAAGAGGUAUCAGAGAGGAAGUAUGGAGUAUGAAAAAAAUACACAAUGCCUCCUCUUUAAGCUUUUUGCGUAAUAAAUGUAGAGACAUAACAGCACCUGUUAUUGAGUCAGUUUGGCCCUUCAGCAGUCUUAAUACCAUGGACACGAAACUAGGCCAGUUCUGCUCUUAACUAUUUUUAACAAUGUGAACCUGUAGGCCACAGGCAAAAAGAAUUUUAAAAUUUCACUUUGUGGGUUGUUUUAUCCACUAAACUUCCUGCUGAAAUGUCGGAAACAGAUUUACAAGGUUCUGUAUUAUAGAAUCAUCUGAUGUCAGGCUUUUCAGGCUAAGUGGAUUACAGUCAUGGAAAUUUAUGUUAAAGUGUGAGAAACUAUAAAAGCCUCUGUCUCCGAUGACAGCUGGUAAGCCAAAAGAUUAAUCUACAUAAAAUAAGUGUCAACAAUGCAGUCUCUCCGAUGUGUUGCAACAGUGAUUAUUUUCCAGGCAGCCAUGCAGAAAGUCACUCCCUCAAAGACGGGUUCACGGGCCUUUCCAGAGUAGCUACUUUGUGAUGCCUAAUUUCAAGUGCAAAGCAAAAUUAGCAAAUGAGUCAACCCCCCAAAUCUCUCUCUCUCUUUUUCUCUCUCUGGCUCUGUAUUUCCUCCUCCAUGUCUCUCUCGUGCGCCUGUUGCCAUGGUGAUAUGACACGCAAGCAGAGGAGGUCAGAUGAGACCGAGUGGAGGGGGCCGGAGGUGGCUGUGAUAGAGGGCGGGCUGCCUAAUAAACCACACUUCUGACAGCUGAAUUGUUGAAUAUUUUGUAGCUAUAGAGGCCCCUGUGAAAGCCCAGAGUUUGUCUGUCGUUUGGGAAGUUGGCUUUCUUUCUUUCACUGCCACAAGCGUCCCGGUGAUACCUUAACCCUCUGCAGUGCCUCUCCAGCAUGUCAACUAGUUGCCUCUCACAGCAGGCUUGCCCCCGUGAAAUCAGACAUUUAAGUGUUCUCACUCAUCCUGCAGAUAUAAAAGAGAGGAGAGCAAGUUACUGUAGCUCGACUGUGACUCGAAUGAAAGGUAGUGAAGGCCAUUAUAUCGAAUCCUUUCUUAAAAGGGAUUACAUAUUUCUACAUAGUUACAUAUUCAUAGGCUCAUCUGUUUUUUUUAAACUGAUCUCGUCGUCUAAAUUUCUAUAGAACUACUUUUUGUUGAUUCAUUCAUUUGGUAAUUAGCAGAGCCCUGUUUUGACAGUUCCAGAGGACUCUCUAUUAAUCUGCACCUUGUUCUCUGCAGCCAUGGCACUGAGAAAGAGUCUUUUGAAGCUGUAUUUGUAAGUCAUAAAACUGUGUGCCAGCAGGGCAGAUGAGCAGGCACCGUUUUGAAGGAGGUACAAAAAAAUUGCCUUCACAAGUGCUAACUUUGUCUCUCUUUUAUAGACCCAGUCUGACUCAGGUUUUUGGAAAAAGCCACUUUGUUUUUCUGUGUAAGACACACAGUCUUGAGUCCAUAUCAGAGAAGCCCUUGUAAAAUGCAUUUUUAGUGGUUGGUUAUUUUAAACUAUUUGACUUUAAUUUAUUUUCCAUUAACUCAGUUUAACUUUUAAUGAGUAACCUUUUAAAUUAGUCAUACUUUAAUACUACGGAACCAUUUUUAUUCAAUAAUCUUUAUAAUUUUAAAUUUGUGACUUUUCAAGGAAAACAGCACACUGCUCUCAGCUUUGUUCUCAAUUUAUUAGGGGUGGGAAUCACUAGUAGCUCCACAAUAUGAUAUUAUCACAAUACUUAGGCCACAAUAUGAUAUUAUUGUGAUUUUUAACAUUUUGCAAUACAGUGAGUAUUGUGAUAAAAUAUAUUGCAAAUUAUAGCUUAUUAAGCAUUUGGCUUUCUUUACGUUUGUCUUAUUAACACUGUAUUUUAUUUUCAUAAAAGCACAUCUUGCUAACCUUAUAUGUAUUUGUAAUACUUACUUUCUCCUGCCCGAUGAUGUCACCUCUGCCAGCCUCAUUGGACAAACAGUUGAUUUUAUUUUUCCGAUAUCAUUGAUCUGACUUAAUAUUAGUAAUUAAUUUCAAAAAUCGAUACUUGGUAAAUGAGACGAUACGAUAUAUCACCAGACAAAAUAUCGCAAUACUAUGCUGCUUGAUAUUUUUCUCCCACCCCUACAAUUUACACCAAAAGUGAUGUGAGUUUGUGGCUGUGGUUUGUAAGGUACUUUUACUCUUUUGAUCCCUUGACACACAACAAACAGCUGAGCCUAUACUUGAGAUUUUUAAGCCACCAAGCUUGUGAGUGAGUCAGUCAGUCAGUCAGUCAGUCAUUCGGUCGAUUCAGUCCUCCCCCUGUCUGUACAUCUCUCUCUUUGGACUCUUGAGUGUGGGAGAGAUUAGUAUAACAUGAUGACCUCAAGCAUUCUUCUACCGGUGUAAUUUCCCCUCUGACCCUUUCCUUACAGAAACAAAUCAUUGUGGACCCCCUGGCGUUUAGCGAGGAGCGCUUCCGCCCAUCCCUUGAGGAGCGCCUUGAGAGCAUUAUCAGUGGUGCUGCCCUCAUGGCCGACUCAUCAUGCACACGUGAUGACCGCAGGGAGCGCAUCGUGGCAGAAUGCAACUCUGUGCGCCAAGCUCUCCAGGAUCUUCUGUCUGAGUACAUGGGCAAUGUAAGUGUGUUCUCUUUUCAUUUACCUUUGUGUUUGCACCUCAUCAAGAAAAAAACACUUGGAGCCCACUUCUCUGAAAAGCAUUUCUGUUGAAUCAGAUAAACUUUUCAGUUGUAGUUUAGUAUGUAUUUGCCAACAUCUGCAAGAAUGAUGUAGAAGUCAGUGUCAAAGGUCAAACAAUGCCUUCGGUGAAAAUCAUACCAAGAGUAAGAUCUUGCAUUUGUAAAAGCACUUAGCUUUCUUUAUGUUAGGAAUCAUUUUAUUCUGAACGAAUAAGCACCCUACUUAAGUGUAUUUCCUUCAACUGUUGCACUCACCACAACUUAUUAACCUCUCUCUUACUAGUUGCCUUUUUUUUUUUUUUUUUUUAAAGUAAAUAGUAUGUUUGUGAGCAAAUACACGGCUCAUAUCACUUUUUGUAAAUGGCACAGUUUUGCCUUUUACAUAAUCUGUGGAAAUUGACACUGACAGGUCUUGAAGAUAAAAUGAACAGUUGCGAUCUGCAGUGUCUCUUUGUGACAGACAUUGACAUUGUUAGAAUGAACAAUUUCCAAAAGGCUUAUUCUCAACAUAUCAACAAAUGAUUGAUGGAGCUUUGUGCAAGGAAUAAGUAUUACCAUUACAAGCGAAUGCUGUUCAUAUUGAUUGGGAUGUAUUCUUAAUUAAAUAAUGGUUGUGAGACAAGUCUUGGUUUUAAGCUUGUUUACAAUAUCACAAUUACAGUGAUAAACUGGGUCGGAGUGCUUAUUGAUCUCAAGUAAUAUCUACCCUCAGCUAGUGUGUAAGCAACACACCUCGACAGCUCUGCCUUUUGAGUACUCAAAGCUACUGGUUGUUAUGUCAGAGUCAUAGCUGGGUCUAGACUUUGAAGACGCCUCAUAAAAGAGAGAAAGCUUCAUAUAUGGAGAAAGGUUCAGCUGAGACAUUUAACCUCGGGCCCAGUAUUUCCUGUGGGAGUCUCUGAGGUGACAGAAGCCUACAUCUUAAUUGCCUCUGUGACUGUCAGCUUAUGUGACAUGCAUGCUGGUGACAGUUUUUCUAGUUGAGCUGGGAGUUAUGAAAUUUUGGCCUAGACUCCGUUGUGUUAUCUGGCUGGAUUUUAAGCUGUCAUAUUGCAGUCCUUUUUAGAUUGCAUCACCACUGGUUACAAUUCUGUUGUUGUGGCUCUACACAAUCUCUGCUUAGUUUACCUGUUACACUAUAGGGCAUGUUAGAGCCUGAUAAUGAGAUGAAAUGUUACAACGACCCGAAAUGUUGAAAAAAAAAAAAAAAUGAAACAAAGCCCAAAAUGUAAUAACUGGUCAAUAAUGUUACAAAAUGUUGAGCCAGAAACGUGAUCAAAGAAAUGUAAUAAAACCCAAAAUGUAACAUCUUGUUACAUUUGUAACAAGUUGUUACAUUUUGGGCAAAAAGUAAUUACCUUCUGGGUGUAGCAUCAUGUUACAUUAUCCACCAGUUAUUACAUUUCAGGUUUAGUUCAUUGUUACAUUUUGGGUCCUUGUUACAUAUUGGGCUGACCAGACAGGGUUUUCAAAGGCUUGAAAUUUGUUUAAAUCUUUCAAGUCAUUUACACCCAGCUGUAUUUAAUGUAAAUGUACCCAUUAGCUAGAUGAAAUAUCUCACCACAUCAAUUUGUGUUUAUCUUGCCAGCCUCUAUUACAGAAGGAGAUAUUAACACCAUUGAAGGAAAUGGGUUACUUACUGCAGUUACACUGCACAACAGUAAAAUAACAGUAGCCAUCUUAGCCAGCACUUACACAAACAUGAAACAGAUUUAUGAACUAUGUGCUCGGGGGCUGUUAUUUUUGUCUGUGUUAUUCCUUGUUCUAAAGAGAACUUGUAAGACAGGAGAAGUCUCAAUGCAGUUGCUUUGUAACUCUAGCUGCCACUUUCACUUGGUUGUACUUAACUUAUCAGAUCUCAGAAAGCUGUUCAGUCAGCCAAGAUGAAUGGAGUGAGUUACUGUAGUGCAGGUGUUAAUGGGGUCAUUUAAUACUGAGUCUAUUGUAACCAUUUUUGUUCAACAAAUUAUAAGCUUUUAUGUCAUUAAAUUCAGCUGUACUUUUCAAAAUGAGAGGUGUUAUUGGGCAGCCAUCCAGCAGCAUAAAAAAGUCUUUUAUAUCACAAAAUUAUGAACUUGGAUGCUGUCCUACCUUCUAAGAGUUUCCUUCUCUGACCCUUCAGCAAAACAAAUCUGCAGCUGUCCCUAGAUGAUGGUAGUUCAAAUACAUAGCAUAUCACAGUUUUCCUCUCAAAUAAUAUUUAAACCAUUGUUACAUGGUUUUCUUCACUGAAAGGGGGAUACAAUAAUUUGUUCUUAUUUUGGAUUGAAGUGAAAAUAAAAGCAUUUUAUGUCUCAGUAGUUUUCUUUGCAUAAAAAGCACAUUCAACUUUGAAAAAUCAAAUUCUGUGUGGUGUGCUAGGAGGGAAAAUGUGGGCUUAGCUAAAGUAAAUUAUGUGACAGAAAAACAUAUUUGAUCCAGAAUUAACAAACGACGCUGAGUGUGAAUCCAUCCCACACCGUUAAGUCCUCUUAAAUUCCAUCCAGAUUUGUUAUCAGCUGUUACUGACUGCAGAGUCACUUCCAAAGUAAAUCCUUUUCUUCAAAUGAUUAGUCUUCUAAGUCAACAUGUGGAUAAGAAAGGAUAAGAAAAGUUUGUUAGUCAUGUCUGUUCGUGUAUUUAUUCAUGACUCUUUCACUGUAUAAUUUUGGCAACGGGAAAUGUGUUUGCCUUUUUCACCAUCUCUGUGUUUUUAAUUAUUAAUCACUCUGUGAAACAUCAGGUGUUACAUCUUUUUCCCCUCUAAAUGAGACUCUUUAUCUCCUAUAUACCACUUGCACAGAUGCCAGUGUUUCCAUUGAAGUUACAGUUUUUCUUUGGUGUAGCAUGAAUGAGUUUAGGUCAUUAAAAUAUAAUAACUGAAUGAAGAUGUAGUCACUGGAGCUUGUCCAAGAGAUCAGACCAGUAAAAAUAUCCAGCUUUCUGUCCCAAUAAGGAGACCGAGGAAUUCUCCUUUCUCUGUUUGAAACGAUCUCAGUGUAACCCCCUCCUGAAAAUCCAACAUUAUCUAACGGCCCAAUUUCAGUGUGAGCCAGCCAUCCGGAGAAAUUUCAUUGCUGUGGCAAUGCAUUGUUUAUUACUAUCUCUGAGCUCGGACUUUAUGUGUGCUCUGCUAUUCUUGCUGGCUUAUAGAGGUAAAAACAUAAACUGCACAGUUUGCCCAUUUCCUUUCUAAAGCGUUAUAGAGGUCCUGUGGCUGUAAUGGAUCUCUGGUCAGGCAGGAUAUGAUAGUAGCACAAGUGUUAGCUCUCAUCCAUACACUCAGCAGCAGUUCUGCCAGAGCACACAUAUCUGAGGAUGCAAACGCUGUUUUCCAAUUUGUUCAAAUAUCUGCUGUGGGCCUACACUGGCUGAUAAUUUGUAGCUUACAUUGCCUGUCUCAGUACCCACAGUAAUAAUCUCUUUCCAAGCCAAGAGGUAGCCCACUAUUAUCUAAAUACAGUACUUUGUGUCUUACUAAGUUACAUAAUAAAGGCCAAUGGAGGAGUGGCACAGUCAGUGCAUGGCUGCUGGACCAUUGGAUGUAUUUUGGCAGAGUGUUGGGCAGUGGUCUAAGCCUGCCCGCUUAAUAAUUUGGCAAAUGGGUUUUUAUGUGAAUCCAACAAAAAUCUGCAUCUUCUUGGCUCUCGGCCAAACCCUCCAUGCUCUGCCACCAAAAAUCUUUGAAGUAGUUUUUAGGGGAUUAUACAAAGUAACAGAUGAACAACCAGUGCCAAAAAACACUCCCUCCUGUGUCCUGUCCAGAAUAACUGCAUACAGUUCGGUACAUGUCAAACAUGACAAAUUAUUUCUUGUUUCAAAAAUGAAAAGCUACAAUUUAUGGUAUCACUAAAAUUUGGUCAGGCCAGUCUUAUUUCGAUAGAUUUUCCAUAUGUCAUUGAGAAGCUAAUGGCUUAACUUUUUUAUUUUGAUUAAAACAAAAGGUUUAUUCCCUAUUACCCUCACUAUUGAUACUUUGUGUUUAAAAUCAGUAGUUUACAUAGGUUUAAGAAAUAUAACUGUGUAGUCAGGCAGACAUUUGAAUGUGUCUUUAUUAGUAGGAUUUAAAAAUCAUUGUGGAGAAUUAUCACAAGAACCACCCUGAAGUAGAUUAAGUAAAAGCCUGAAACAUAGGAAUAACUUACCUUCUUUACUGUUUUGUAAAUACAUUUUUCACUGCACAUCCAUUGCAACGAUGAUAGGCAGUUACAUAUCACUCAGGUUUGUAUUUCAUUGUCUAUCAGGUCCUGGUAAUGCGGCCUGAGUUUGCUCUCAUUGCUCAUCAAGAGCACUGUCAGUUUAUUUCAAGGUUUCAGGCCGUUCAUGCAACAUUUCUGUUAUGCUUCAAAACAAGUUUUCUACCUCACUGGACUUGCCCACGCCACUCAUGUAACCCUCUACAAGUCGAGAACUUGGUUUACAGAGGGAGACAUCUAGUCAUGGCAGUGACGUUGAGUGGUCAUGACAGGGAUUUUGCCACUCAUUUGGCCAGUUGGAGUAAACAUAUGCCAAACUACAUAUAUCACCGUUCGUGAUGUGCUUUUGAUGGUAUUGUAUAUGAGAACCUUGGCUGACAUGUACAUGGUUAGAGGGAAAGAAGGAUAAUUCAACAUGGUGCCUUGAACCGAUAGCAGAUAGUGUGACAGGUAAGUUUACAGGGUCUGUGAUGAAGGUGGACAGACUUAAGAGACCUCACUGGAGCUCGAUGAGGACGUGUGUGCUGCUUUGCGGCACAGCUGUGACGGUGGUAUGAAAUAUGUAAUUCAUGCAGGAAACAAAAUGACCUCCUUGAGCACAUCAUACUAUAUAAGCCCAUACUAAACAAUGAGUUUGCUGAGGAUAUACUGUAUGUGGCAUAUUGCAUUUGUAGAUGGGGCACUGCAAGUCAUUAAACAGUAUGUUGCCAUUACAGCAUAUGGGUUUACACUCAGCCGAGGCUGUUGGACAGACUCCUAACUCAUUCUCUUUCUUCCUCCCAUCCCUUCUGCUUCUUCAUUCCCUCAGGCUACAAGUUGUGUUUAUCCCUCUUCUCAGCUUUUCUUCCUCUCUUUCAAACUCGUUGAAAGAAAUGUUGUCAGACAUCCGAACCUCACCAUCUUUUUACUGAGCAAUUUCAAGGAUGGGAACUUUUGUAGCUUUGUUCAUAAUGCUGCACUAGCUGCUAAAUAGUCUGCUGUUUAGAGAAUCUGUUGAAACCAGUUUCUUAACACAAUUAUGUAUCUCUGUUACAUGGCAGGCAUGACAAUGGAAAGUUGUUGGUUAGUAUUAGUUAUAGUAUCAAAUAUGCAUAUUUAACAGGUUUUACUAAUGUUUGUUAAACUUUGUUUGGAUAAGACUUGUUAUUAGUUGACUUUAAACGUGUACAGGCUUUUAUAGUUUAAAAAAUAAUGUGUGUUUAUGGCAGGUAAUAACAAAGGUAGUGCUGGGCAAUAAAAUGAUAACGAUAUAUAUUGGAAAUUAAUUUCCCUCAAUAUCAAUAUAAAACAUGGUCAAUAUGCUUUUGAUAGUCGGCAUUCUGCCAUGUUUAGGUAGACUGUACGAAUAGCCAAUGAAAGGGGGAGUUGCUCUGGGUCCGCUUCUUGCUGAACCAAUCAUGUGCUGAAUUAGAACCAAGUAGCAAACAACUGCGUAGUAGCAGGCUGCAGCUACACACAACCAUAGGAUAUGCAAAAGGUUACAAACCCCGAGCAGAGCAAGGAGCCCGUGGCGCCUGUGCAGCCGAAACAGCUGACCAUUCAGUCUGCUUUCUCUAGCUCAACGCCUUACGAAGAAACACAAAGACCUCACAGAUGCAGUAGCUUAUUGUCUCGCAAAAGACAUGCCAUCAAUAACCACUGUUAAAUUUCAUUUUUUAAUCAUGAUAUAUAGAUGAAUAUCGACUGAUAUGAAAAAAAUAUAUUGUGAUGCAUUUUUUCCCAAUUCGCCCAGCCCUAAACACAGGUAAUAGUUGACAAAUCACAUGGUGUGCUGAAAUUUAUUAUUUCUUUUUAAGAUUAUUUUAAAAAGACAUUAUAGUUUACUUAUUCAGUGGUGAAGCACAUUGAGUGGAAGUGUUAUACGGUAGAGGGCUGUUAACUUUGAGGAAUGGGAAGCAGGGUAGUGUAUAUCUUGGGUACAUUUUGUAUUCGAACAACUGAGAUGUCUGCGUUAUCUCCCUUUACUCAUUAGAGAGCGAAUUAUGUGCUCUGCAGUGAUGAUCAUUUAACAAGACCACGACUUGUCUUCUCGACCAGUGAAGGGUAAAGAUGGGAGGGGGAAUAGUUGCCCCAGCCCUGCCACAUAGUGUGACCUCAAUUAUUCCACAUUGUCAUGACAGUUUGACACGGCACGUGUUGAGUGUAACUGGUUCUGCCAUUUUUUUAUUAAUAAUGCAUCUCUAGUUCCAAGCAUCUGUCAGGGUUUUGUUUCAUAUUAGAGAGUGAUGCCUGGUGGCUUUGACAUAUUAAGCUACUGACAUUUAAAUUCUUCAACCUGAGGUGCUACGUUAUCCUUUGGACCCAGAUAAAAAGGACAUCCAUGGACUCUGCAGUGAAACCCCUACGUCUCCCUUCACUUGCAUCUUUUCUGUAUGUCUUAACAUAGUCUUCCCACCCUCUGCUCUUAAGCACAGCAUAGAAACCUAUUUUCUGUUUUCUCAGUGUACACAAUCCUUCUCUUCUUGCUUGUGUCCCUUUCCCUCUUGACAGCUCACUUUUUACCGAUUCCGUCUUUUUGCCCGAGGCAUCUACAAUGAGUGGCAGAAUUUUGCUUUAUCCUUAUUCCUCUGUGCAUGCAGUCAUAUUUUAAACACAUUUUAGGUUGAUGGGAUCCUCAACCUGCUCUUCUUAUUUCAGACCAUUGUGUGCUGUGUGAAACCCUAAUGGAGCAAAUUACAGUUAAAAUCAUUUGGAGUCUAGUUUCCUCUAAUGGGGACACCAGCAGCCAGUUUAUACGGCCCUCAUUCAUCCUGGGGAAAGCUGAUGAAAUAUCCGUCAUGAAAUCAUAUAUCCUUUGGAAAUGUAGAGAAGAAUCAUUAAAAUGAUGCCAAAUACAGUUCUGUAACCAGUCCUGAGGAAAAAGUGGACAAGGUUAAAGCUGAACUGCUAAUCUUAGAUCAACGUGAAAGCAGUUCAAUUUAUCUAGUUGUAAUCUCAUCUAAAUGCAUAAUUAAAACAAAUUACGCCCCAUACAAUGUACACGGAAAAGAUUUAGUGUCCCUGAGGCUUUUCGUGUAUUUACAGCCUCCAUAAAACACUAGUCUGUCAGUAACAGUCUAUCAAGGCAACAUUCCCCAGACCUGGCCCUUGAUCUUUUGCUGCUGGAUUCUCUGCUUUUUGAUUGGACCUGCUGGCAGGUAGAUGAGAUGCACCCUCUUCCCCCCCCCACAACAGCUUAACAGGAUAAAGAGGGCCAUGGCCUCUCAAAUGGACAUUUUGGAAUGGUACCACAGAAGUCCAACUUUAUCUCUUUUCACAGUUGUAUGGGUGAAUAAACUCAGCCCAGGGGAGACAUCCCUGCAGUUUUUUAAAAGCUUGUCUGUGGCUCUUAGUACUGGAUGAUUUCAUUGGAAAAUAUGGCAAGCUGGGCCGUUACAGGUUUAUACAUAUGUAUUUCCUCACAUUAAUAUUUAAUUGUUUGCCUGUCUGAUCUUUUCUCCUUUUGUUUUACAGUCUGUAGCACAGUGUGUUCUCACUAUGUUAGUGCUGCAGAACUGAUUUUAGUAUGCAAUUUGCCUUCUAUCCUGAAAGCUCUCUGUUUUGGCCCUUGGGAUUACUUAAUGCCUCCAAAUAUCCCUUUUGUGCACAGACAGCAGAUGUGACGUUGUAAAAGAGUCCCAUUUAUCCCACAUUCUUGUUUAGAGUUUAGAAUCAUUCGUUCAUAUUUUAUGUAUGAUUUAAAAAUGGUAAGGUGGUGGGUCAUACUUACCAGCAGUUAUAUAUGGGGGCUGCAUUUUAGGCUUUGGGACGUAGAUAGAAAAACCCCAAGCAUACAGCCUGUCAGCAGGAGGGAGAAAUUACCAAUUACAUCGACCCAGAUUACUCUAAUUGAAUUGCUUUUAGUUUUCAUGUACUUGUACUUUGUGGGGUGGUUUUUAAAAUCAGCACUUAGCCUUUACCAACUCUACUACAUUUUUAAAUUAUCAUUACAGAGUAAAGCAAAAAAGCUGUUAUUAAACAGGAAAACAUAAGAGCUAAUGGAAGUUUUUUUUUUCCCUGCUGGGGUCCACAUGUAGAAGUACUUUUCAGAUCAAAAUGAACCUUAACUUCAUGAGAUUGUAAUGUUGGAAAUACAUUUUCUCAGAAGAGUAUCUUCAACGCUUUAAGUUUUUUUUUUUAGGUGAGUUGGAUUACAAAUGAAAGAUGGAAAUUUAAACCUAAACAUGCGCUGGUGAUGGUGCUGAGGCUGGGUAGAGCCUGAGGGGAACAAAAGAAAAUGUUAUGUAUAGUAUAUUUAUAUACUCAAAAGGCGUUACUUAACGCAGAGUAAAACUGCACGGCUAUAUCUAUAGCUAUAUCUGUAUCUAUAUAUAUGAACAAAUGUGGUAAAAAGUAGCCCUAUUACUCAGAAUAUAGGAACAUCUUUUGAGUCGGUUCUUUGUCAGAUAAGUUUGAUAAGCAAUUGUCCUCUAACCAGCGGCACAAACAUUGUUAAAAAUGACAAAAAAGAGAAUAGAAUUGGAAAUUGGAAUCCACUGUGUGCAGGUGUGUUUAGCCAGAAAAUAACAUUGCCUGGAAGGCAAGGUAGACUGAAUUGAAGUGAAUUGAGCUGUGAUAAAUGUGUCUCUCAAUUGGAGGCAACAUGUGCACACACACUGGCACAGAUACUCAGCUGUAGCAAGUCCCUUUGUUUUCAUCAGAGAUGCCGCUGACCUUGGCAACUUGAAAUUACUGUUCUCAACUGUGACGUGAAAUCACAAGGUAAAAUGGGAUGAUGUGUCCCGAGUUUCCAAAGUUUUUUCAGCCUUUUAAAAAUGAUCCAGCUAUUAAAUGCACCUGGUGUCCUAUCCGGGGACCCAAGAACUGGUGCCCAUGCAAACAUGCUUUGAGCACUCUAACAGGGUGAUCAUAAGUACAUAAACCAAGAGACAUGCUUUAGCAGUCAGGUUCACAUUGGGUGUUUGCAGUUCACCUGUCGGGCAUUUUGUUCAACUGCAGUAGAACCGAAGCACUCCCAGCCUCAGCACUGAAAAGUCCCAGCCUGAUGUCUGUCAAAGGACCUCCUACCUGUCAGGAGCAAUGAUAAGCACUAGUGUUUAUAAUCUGGCAGGUGGAGAGGCAUUCGGGAUAAAGCAUUGCUAUUUUUUCCCCUCAUUCAUUUAUUAUGUACUGGAAAACAAGGUUUGUCUAGACAUAAGGUGUGGCUGUCAGAGCUGUCAUUUAUGGCAAAUGCUUUCAGUAACAUAUUUAAUUUAAUGCCCAUUCACAGUUUAAAGGAUUCCCUUAUAACUUAAAAACACUGGCCUCUGGUUUGGAAGGACUUGACAUCUGAAGUUAUGGAUUGUUCUUAUUUGGCUGCUGUAGGACUCCUCCAAUGCAUCAAGAAGAGGGAAACAAAACUGUUAUAAAUCUAAAUAACUUUGCUCUAAGUGAGCCUGUGGCUCAAGCCACAAGUCAUUGAGGUAAUCAGUAUGGAUGUAGUCAUUACAGAAAAUAGUUGUGAUAUUUUUGAUUUAUCCUUGGCUCAGAUAACUCUGUCAAUAUUCAUGUGUUUGUUAAUGUAAUAUCUACCCCUGUACAAUGUGCAGCAAUCUUUACAGCUACAUGAAUAUGCUGUUAUUUGAAAAACUGCACUGUCUAAUCCCCGUUUGCAUUAUUUUUGGGUGCAAACACUUUUUGUAUUUUCGUUAGAGAAAUCUUUAAUCUAGUUUGAUUUUAUUGUAUUUUUUAAAUCUGUUCACCUUCCUUUAGAUUCUGUAGAGUAGUGUUUAAGAAUUCAACAUCUAUCUCUGACCUCCCUCUAGUCUUCCAUACAGGGUAGGGGAAUUAGAAAGAACCUAAUUAUGUGGGUGACCAAGCGUUUCUCUUUUAUGUGUAGUAGUAUUCACAUUUUCUGCAGAAGAGCAAUGGGAACAUUGAGCCUUGACAACAGACAGUGAAAGGUCCUGUUUGCUGCUCAACUCUCUGAUGACUGCAUUUGAAUUCCUGAAAUGUGUCAUGCUUCUGGGGUGGCUUUGAAUAUUUCAGUCACUGAAUAUCUUGAAGAAGCAUUUGCUAAUGAGUACAGAUCAAAACGUCCUUCUUAGUAAGCAUUUAGUAGAUUUAUUGGAGGCCUCAUAAUGAAUACAUGGAGCAUAUACAUGGGCUGAGUCCUUGAACCCCACCAGACAGAAGAGGCCAUGCAGUCAGACUCAUCACUUUAGUACAUCCCCCACCUGGCUGAACCCUGCAGGUGAUUUACUGAAGCUUGCUCUCUGUUGCACUCAUCAAAAGAACCGUCAGAAUUUAAGUGUGUCUUAUAGUUCCUCACAAGGAAUGCAACUUUUAAGACUCAUCCUCUGUAAAAUGCAGAAAAUGACUUCAGAAAAAGUAAACAUCUCUCUAAACUGGGACACAAAACUCUGAACUGUUAUCCUCUUUUUUUUAUAAGCACAUUAGAUUCAUUGUGUAGAGUUCCAAAAAAGAAAAAAAGCCUGGAUAAGAUUUCCUGAUAAGAUACACCACCAGCACUGAGGAUGAGCUCAGACAUACAGCACACCCUCACAAGCUCAAAUCACGUUCCUCUAAUUUCUGUCCCAGAUUCUACAUGCUGCACAGCAUAUAGCUUUGUUAUUGUGACUAGGGAGUAUGAUGUCUCUGUCACACGUUCCUGUUAAAACAGGUCAAAAAUAAAUUGAAUUUUCUUUGAUGUUCAGUGAACAGAUUUUCUCAUGUGCCACAAGGUUUGUUUCUCAGCUUCUCCAAUAGAUUUUAGCUCACUGACACAUGAAUAUUGCGUGUCCCAUUUCUAAAGAAGGUCAGAAAAUAUCUUCAUCAGGAAGGAAGUCUUUGUGAUUAUCUACCUUGUAUGAUUAGAUAACGCUGUCAUGUAUCUGCUCUUACAACCUGACAUAAAAUGUUUAACAAAUUACCAAAUCUCCAUCAGUGGCAGGAGAGAAGAUCAUUUUGACCAACUCGCCCAGCGUAUUGGAAGGAUAAAUCUAUGCUGUUGUUUCUGGGAGGAGUACAUACAAAUUUCUCAAAAAUGCAGAGCUUCUGGCUGCUCAGGUAGCUCACCCAUCAGAUAUGAUACCACUCAAGUUUAGUCCUUGUAACAGUAAUCCAGGUCCAGUUCUGUUACUAGACCAUUCCCCAAGGAUUUCCCCCUCUCUCCUGCCUGUUAGAAAUAAAAGCAACUUGAGUUUUUAAAGCUGCUGCGUAAAAAGAAACAGUUGACUUAUCUUUCUUAAGUCGAGUGCGAACUGCUGAGGUGGAAAGCCCAAAAUCCUUGUGUGAAGUUUCUGCCAUGUCUGCUUUGCAAAUCCCCUGAUUAUGGGCCAGCUUUUAAAACUCCUCUGUGUUGUGGGAAUUCCAUGAUCAAUGAAUUUGCUUAUGUAGUUGCUUUGAGUAGUUUGUAGCUGGGGUUCCCAUGUAAUUGCUAUUACCAGUCUAUUUAGUCUACAAAUGCAUUGGAAUAAGUAUUUCAAUAUUUAGUGUUUUAAAAUUUUAGAUGGCCAAUUUUUGUCAAAACUUUGAUCCAUGCAAAUGAAGUUGUUGGUAUUCUCCUUUGCCUGGUUAUCCAAAACCUUUAAAGAAUAAAACAAGGGAAAUCAAGAAUUUUGUAUUUUUUUUCCUGAAUGUCCCCAUUUAUCUCUGUUUAAAGAAAAGGUGCCACAGUUUGACAAACCAGAAAAAUGUACUUAACUGUAAGAUAAAAUUAUAACAUAUAACACAACCCUAAUGACUAAAAUGUGAGUAUUUAAUCACCUUUUCUCUCAGAAUAUUGUUCUAAACACAACACAUGAAAGACCAGGCCAUUAUUUGGAUAAAGGUAACAAACUAAAAUUGUAUUCAUGGAACUUGUAAUGACUUGAAAUUAAUUUUCUGACACUAAAGAAACGACAUGACAUCAGUAAUCCUCACAGUAAACGACCAAGUGUAUAGUGACAGUUUGGACAUACACAUUCAUCAUCACUCUGUCCUAAAGCCAGAACUUUAAAAGUGUUUUUUCCAUCAUGGAUCCCACAAAGAGUAGCUCUCUGUAAGCGUAUAGAUCAGAAUCAAACUCAACCAUCUAAUAAUUGUGUGAUUCUGCUUUUAUUUAGGGCUAAAGGGUUAAAACGAGUCCCUUUACCUGGAGUGCUUUACAUUUCCUCUGCAAAAGAUUUUAUAGACAACUGAAAUGAGUUUUAUUGUUACUGACACAACUAUAAAAUUUGUCACAGUUUUACUGAAGUGUAGUAUCAUCUUGACCAAAGAUUUAUUUUGCUCAAGGAUGAUUUUUUUUAAUGCUUGAACAACGUGAUAAAAGACCAAACCAAGUUCUGAGCAUUCAUCAUUUACUAAACACUCUGUAAAUUAUAACCAUUUUAUUUAAAAAAUAUAUGUUUUGAGGGGAAAAUGUUUUUUUUUUUUUCUUUUUUUUUUCAGUUUGGCACAUCUUAUCCACUAUACAGAUAUGAAAUUGUACAUAUUACAAUACAAAAGGAAAAUGGGAAGAGAAGCAUUCAUUUGCACAAAGAGGUUGGGAAAGAGAGAGGGGAGUGGAUCACUUGUUUUUUCUUUUUUUUUAUUUUUUGGCAGGGUGGGGUUCAGGGCUAGAGGAUGACAAGAGGAAACAAAAACAGUUUACAAAGAGCCAGAGUGCAAAGGGAUGCAUAUUUCUACAAAUUUUGUGGAUUUUCAGUCACUUAGUACAACCGUAGUCUUAAACAGUGAAAUGUCAAAUGAUCAACAGAACUUCAUAGGAAUUCCACAUACAUCCCCGUUCUCGGUGUUGCCCAAAAGGAAGUCUCUCUGUAAUGUUUGCUGAACGACAGUAAGAAGUAUCCAACUCAAUUUUGACUUUUGAACAUGCAAGACAGAUUUGAAGGGCAAUAGUAAAAGCAGUGCGAAGCUGGAAGUAAACAAAAUUGGAUACAAAGUGGAGGUGCUUGGCUUUGGAAAAUCAUCAUGAUGGGUGUGUGCAAUGUUUUUGUAGAAUUCAGAUGUUUUAAAGUGUGACGAUUUUUUGGUUUACACAAACACUUUCUUAAAACACUGUUGUUGUAGGCAUCGUAUGAGCAUGUGCAGACAUUGACACAAGCAUUCAUGUUGAAAAUUGCGGCCAAUUUUGACAGGCUCAGUAUAGAGACAGUCUAAAAUGGUACCUUCGAGCUACCUCUAGAGGGCACCAGCCAAUGAACUGCAUCCUAAUUGCUCAAAACCAGAUUUCUCGCUCCAAGGCGCAGUGCUCACAGAUGCAUCUUUCUGUCUUAAUCGCUCACUUCAUUAAACAUUGCCAAAAGCUGAACUGUUGAGUGAAUUCCACAUUUGGAUUUCUAGUGUUAAUGUUUGAGAAAAUUACACUUUCUAUCCCCGUUUCAUGAAUUUGACUAGAGUUUGUAUCCGUUUCAACAUUGGGUAGCUCUUCUGUUUCUCUGAGGUGAGAUAGUUACUGCUGUGUGGUCAAUGUGCAUUUCAAGCUCAAAGAGCUGUCAGGACUUAUCAUUCAAUUCUCCACUACCCUAAGAAAGAGAUUUAAUUUUUAAUAAAGAUAUUGUCCCAUAGUUGCCCCUCUUCAUCGUCCCACCAGUUCCUCUCAAUCCCUCUCUCUUUCACCCUGCCCCCACCACCAAACUGAACACAAAGAAGUGCGGAGCUGCGGCAGCAGCUUUAGUCUGAUGCUAAUGCACAUCCUCUCUCUGCUGCAUACAAAUUUGUCCUGACCCAGGCUGGCUGUUUGCUUAUCACUGGAUCUCCAUUUGCUUUCAGGCUAUUGACCGCGGUUUAACUUGACACUUGUGACUGCUACCAAGGAACUGCUAUGAUAUUUACUUUUUACUGCACUCCUGUUUUCAAGACCUUUUAAUGACAACUCUGUAUCUCUUACAAUAACAAUGUCUCAAAGUAAAAGGCUCAGUGAUGUUUAUGUGAUCGGGAGGAUGAAUCUGCGAGGUACAUUUUUGAGUGGCUGAACAAGCUGAAUGUUGCUGGAUCACUGGUGUGGGUGACAGAAUAUUAGAUUCUUUUUGCCUGGCCUUAAUUGGUUCAAUCUUGAGCCUGUCAGUCCUGAUUAGUGUGUAAGCGGUAAAGAGCCUGGGCUGCAUGGGGAAAGGUUUUAUUUUCAGAAUGAAAUGUUCUCCUGUCUGGCAUUUGCGCUGUUCAUUUUGCUUUCCCUUGCUACCCUCACACCUCUCUCUAGGUCUUUGUAUAUUGAUCCUGGUAUACAAUAGCAAAUCAACAAACUGUACUUACUAGAUAAGCUGUUGGAAAUAUAAUGGUCACAGUGUGUAUGGCAUAAGGGAGCUAGAAAACCCAUGGUCAAGUCAUUGUACAUUUAAAGGUCUAAUAAUUUUGUUGUCGAUGUCUAAGGUGAAGAAGACAUCUAGAUGUUGGCUAAGCAGUGUAGUAUAUUGAAGAUUAACCACAGAUAAACAAUGCUUAGUGUGUCUCACAGAAUUUAUUUGUGGCAGUUGGCCCUUGUGAGCAAGAGGAAAUCCAAAUUUUUAAAUACAAAAACGAAUCAGUUUGCCAAUGGAAGGCUUUAAAUCCUUAAAGAUCCUGUAAAAAGGAAACACUCAGAGACCUUUGAUCUGAUUGAAGAUGAUGGACUCACCUGAAAAACUUGUCUAAUUCUGUAAAAGCAAUAGAGUUUCCUUUUUUCAGGAGUCAUUUUCCUUUUGGAUAUGAAAACUGUUGUUGUUGUUUGAUCAAUUAUAUAAUUCAGUACAUAAUUUAGCUAUAGGUGGCCUUAAAUGUAUCAGAAAUCUUCCAAACAAUAGAUUUCUAAAAGAAAACCAUCCUCAUAAUUGAUCAAAUUCACUCCCCUAGUGACUGAGUGAUUGGCUCACACCCACUGUGGUGCAGUUAAAAACACAUUUUCAAAUAUUUACCCUUUAAAAGAAAUAAGACAUAAAUCACAUUUCUCCACUUAAUGUAUGUCGUUAGCAGAGGGCCAUUUUGGCUAAGUGUUUUGUCUGUGCUGCAGAAUAUCGAGACAAAGUGGAGACAAAUCUCACAGUUUACAAUUUUUCUUGUUUAAAAUGAUUGCCCCUGCCUGGUAUUAACAACUUUGCAUUCAUAGAAAAAUAAAUUUGUGACUAUCUCUACAUCAUCCCUUUACUGUCAUGUCCAACCUCUGUCAUUGUGGCAUUCAACAUUUCUCGCGUUUCCUUAGAUCUCACCUGUAGAAAUUAUGCUUUUUACAUAAACUGGAAAAAAAUCAAAAAAGCAAACCCUGUAUCAUCUGAAAUGGUCAAAUGGCAAACCAUAUGCUCUAGGAAUAAAUAAGAGUUCAUACUUCACACUCUUUGUAAGGCAGUUGCUGACACUUGCACUGCCCAUAGCCAUUGAUAAUCACGAGUGCCCCUUCUUCAUGGCUGGGCUCAUACUCAUUAUAGGGUACCUGUGUAGCUAGAUCUGCCAUAGGCUGCCUCUGCUGGGUCCUCAUCUGUCUGCGGUUCUGAAUAGCCGAACAGUGGCGUAUCCGGCGCAGGGUGGGAGGGCAGCACUUCCGUGAGAUAUACACAACGAAAAUGAUGAAAAAGAAUGAAAAUAGAAGGGCCAUAGUUCCAAUGAUGACCCUAUGAGUCAUAACAGUGUUGUCCAUUGCCGAGAAGUCAUCCGUUACAGCUGCCUCUUCCCAUGUAGCAGUAGUUGCUUGAGCAGUGCGUGGUGCUUCUGUUGUGGUUGUUGUCGUAGUGACUGUGGUAAAGCUCCCAAAAUCCUCUGCAUAGUCCUGCGUGGGGGUUGGCUGCAUAAUUCCAAACAAGGAGCUUGUGAUCUCUGCAGCCAUUGUAGCGUCUGUGGUUGUACUAAUGGUCUGUACAACUGGUGCUGAAAAAUUCUGGCAAAGCUGGAAUCCAUAAACAGCAUCGAGUAUCUCCUCACCUUGGGCAUAUUCAGGACUGUGGCAGAGGAUAGAGUGUUCCCACCUUCCCUUAAAGGUGCUAAGCCACGUGGCCAGAGAGCAAAUCCUUUUGGUACAUUCCCAAAGGUUGCUAGACAGCCCAAUUGUACCCAGAGACUGCCACAUAUCCAUGACUUGUGGGUCUAGACUGCUUAGUUUGUUGUUAUCCAGCAGCAAAAUCUUUAAAUUUGGCAGCGUUUGAAACACAUCAGGUGUCAGCACACGAAUCUCAUUUCCUGUGAGGUCCAGCUUUUCUAAAGUGGUCCAGGUCCACUCCAUGCCACAUGUCAGGUUGCUGAUCUUAUUCCAUUGCAGAUAGAGAAACUGGAGGGCAACGAGUCGAGGGAAGUGGGCCAAGUUGAUUUUGGUCAGCUGAUUGUGUUCCAAGUGGAGCUCUUUAAGCUUAAUGAGCCCAGCAAAUCCAUUUCGGGCCAGACUCCGUAGACGGUUGCUGCUUAGGCCAAGAUAUUCCAGGCUGCGACAGUCCCAGAAUGCGCGAACAGGUGUGGUGCGAAGUAAAUUUGAGCGAAGGUGGAGUAUUUGGAGCUUCCUCAGUCCAUGAAACAACUCUGGUUCCAGUGCAGUCAUCUGAUUGAAGGACAGGUCCAGUAUUUGGAGAUUGAUGAGGUGGAUGAAGGUUGUGUUGGGCAACUUGGUGAUACGAUUGGAGCUUAGAUUCAGGUCUUUCAACUUGUAGAGUCCUUGAAAGGCAUCCUCUUGUACUGUGGUAAUCUGGUUAUGGUCUAGGUGUAGCCAAGUGAGCUGGCUGAAGCCAUAGAACUGAUCAGGGCUGAGCUCAGUGAUGCUGUUGUGGCGUAAUGACAACCCCAGGGCCCCCUUGUCUACACCAUCUGGGGGUGCCUGAAGCCCCUGGGUGUCGCAGUAGAACUGCAGAUCCUCACAGCGGCAUUUUUGAGGGCAGGUUGUGCACGAUGCAGGAGGCAGCAGGCACACUAGGAGCAUGCUGAUCACACACAGACACAGAGCCGCUGGUGCAGGUCCCACCAAUGGCCACCUUGAAUGGAAACCUGGGUGGGUUCAAAGAUAAGAAAAUGAACUGUGGGGCGGGAAAGCUUAUCUCUGCAGAGCACUUAUUACUUAUUCAUAGUGACGAUUGUGCUUUUGGUGAGCGCUCUCAUUUUUUCCUCAUACGUGCACUUGUGCAAACAUUUUCACUGAAAACUUUCAACAUGCAUGCAGACGUGAAUCCAUGUAGUUUGGGUCUGUUGUAGAUUUCAUUCACUCAAGGCAUGAAGAUAAUUGACAUUCAUAAGCCAGACUUUGUCCCCUGUCCUCUUUUGUUUGUAUGGAGCCUGUCUUGGUCUCAUUUUUUUUGGCUCUGGGAUUUGGAUCGAAUUUAAAUCGCCUCUGAUGACUGUCAUGCAUCGAAAAAAAAUUACCAUUAAUGUUUUCUUUUUUUUUCACGUUUUUGAUUGAAACAUUUGGUUGUUCAUGCUUUUGACUUCUUUUAACUGAUCAAGUUGUUUUAGAUCUUCAUCACUAAGGAGGUCUGCUACACAAAAUAAAUGAUAUUUAAUGGAGUAUGUGGUCACCACUGGUGUGACGUUGAGAAAAGAAGAAUGAAGGACAAUUGCGCUAAAUAGACCAGGCUGAAGAGCUUUUAGUCCUUAGACUCCUUUGCGCUUACUUGUAUUCCCUAUUCAUGUCCUGAUCUGCCGUAUAAAGGGGGCUAACUUACCCAUUCUUUUGUGCACAUCGGAGGCUGCAUUCAACUGUCCUUUUCCGCAGACUCUUGGAGCAACCAGAUGGAAGAGAAAUCCAAAGGGAAAAAGCCCUUUUGAGUGAGCACAAAAGGAAUCAGCCUCUUAGGAAAUAAUGCAAUUCUGAGCCCACCCAAAUGAAACAAAAUAUGAAAUUCCAUGUCCAAAAGAUGAUGCUUAUUCCUCUUGUUUUUUCUUCGAGUCCCUUAAAAUCCAAGCUCAAAGGAAAGGUUGAAUCUUUUCCUUCAUCCCACGGAUCCUUGAAAUAAAUAUUUAUAUAUUUUUUCAAGUUGAUCAGUUGCAUCCAGAGAGACUCCGGUGAGCAGAUUCCCCCUCCUCUCCUUUUUUUCUUUUUUCUUUUUUUGCCCUUUUGUUUCCCUUCCACCGCAAUGAUGUCAGCUCAGAUGGUUAAUUGGAGAUCAAGCAUCCCUCGUUCGUGGUCGUCCAACCCUAACUUGUUGAUGGCAGCCAGAGAUCCUGCGUCCGACGCCGGCUCAGCCUCAGCACAGCCUCUGCAGAGCUGCGAGCGGAGCCCCUCGUCUGCUAGCUGAGACGCAGGGAGAGAGAAAAAAGCAGAGCGGGGAGUCAGGGAUGUUAUUCUGUGCUUUUUGUUGCAGCCACUCACUGCUACAGAGUGGUGGCAGCCUGGCGUCGAUCAUCACUACUGUUUCUCUCUCUCUCUUUUUCUCUCCCACACUCACAAACACCCUCUCACUCUCUCGCUCAGUCACUUGCUCUCUGCCUCAUGCACACUGCUUCUGCACCUCAGUCUUCCUCCACCUCCCUCAUGCAAACCCCCCUUUCCCUCCCACUGGCUCGUCACCAUCAGAAUAUUGAUAUCUUGAACGUGUUGCGGCAGCUUGCUGUUGAAAUUAACCACAGCUGUAAAUCUCAGCCUUGCCUUGCCGUUGUUCAGCAUGGGCUUUGUAUGAAAGUAUAUACACAGGCAUUGAACAAAGUAAUACAACAGAGCUUGAUUUAGUUUUGAACAUGUGGCUCGGAGCAACAUGAGCAGAGGAGAGGCAAAGGUGUGCUGCGUCGCCUUCUCUGUACAGGAGCAGGCGAUGCUAACAUAGAUGGUCUGUCUUAUAUUCAUAAUUUACAUAUCCUGAGUGCAGUGCUUUAAUUUUUGAACAUUGGCAUGUGAUGUAUGGCCAGCUGCUUUGGAGUUAAAUUAAGCCAGCUUUUUAAAUCUAAUUGACAAGGCUUGGAUACUUGCUUUGUAAUGUGAACCACAAGCUCAUAUCAAAGUAGCUAAAUUGUGAACGCGAUUUCAGGUUUUUUUGACAUUGAGAAAAUGGGUUUGAUUUAUGGUUUAGUUAAAAAGAGGGGCUCCAUUUCAGUGCCAUUUAGAAUACAGAACAGAAUGUGAUAUUCAUAGUUCGGAGCAUGAAAGUGCAGACUUUUCUCAAUUAUUUAAUGUAGGCAGAGAUGUGUGUAAAGCAAGCUGCACUGAACUAGAUUUAAAUCAGCCAAAUACCAGGUACAAGAGGAGGUAUAAAGAGCAGAUCUUUUUAACAACACCUUUUCAACUCAGUUCACAUUCAGUGGUCUUUAAUUUAAACAUCACCUCAGAUUGCUGUCACUCCUAAAACUCUGUCUUGCUUUAUACUCAUUACUUUUUACCUUUUGCUUCAUUUACAUGUAAACUGUAAUGGAUUUUAACUCUAGUGGCACUGACCAGUCACACUAAAACUUAAGGAAAGGAACAAGUGCUCUGGCCCCUGGAAAAUGGUUAAAGAGUAACUCAAAAAGUUAUCAUGUUUUUGUGUAAUUCAUCCUUGAAUGGUAUUUAAUUCAUAGGCCUACAUCCAUAAAGAUUCCUAGUGGAUCAUUCUCAGGUAAUAAGACAAAACAGGGGUUUGGCUCGACCCGGAUGCUGUCAAUCUCUCAUCUUUUAUGCCAGACUUCAUCUCCUCCCAGGACUCUUUCUGCAUUAUGUCAGACUGGAAAGCAAAGAAGACAAAACCCUCACAUAGCCUGAUGUAGAUAUUCAUUCGUAAUUCAUAUGUUUUAAAGUUUGAGUAAAAAUUUGAAAUCAUGUCCUGAGAAAUUAACUCGCUCGUCCAUCAAAAAAACUGUCUCAGAACUAUGGUGUUAGUGGACUCUCGGAGCAUACUUUACUUUCAUUGAAUUUUUCCAUAAUCCUGCAGACUGGUGGUUUUGUUGAAACGGGAUGUUCCUAAAUCUGUCCUCAAGGAGAUGGAUAGAGACUCACUUGAGUAUCAUAAAAGAUGCCGCAGAGAAACUGCCUCCAUAAUAAGCACCUGAAGAAGUGCUUUAGAAGCCUCUGGUGUGGAAAUGAAAUAUAGGCUAGGCAUGAACAAAAUAGGAUUGAGGGAGUAGGGGCAGUGCAGUCUGAAGCCUACCACAGCACUGCAUCCAACCGGCACAAAAUCACAGGGGAUUAGUGCUGUCGGAGCUCCGGGGCCCCUAACUAUAUACACAACCCCCCAUUGGGCAAAGGGCGGUGGGGGAGGGUUGCAGGUCAAUGCCACCGCCAACUAUGGUGUUAUGUCGCAGUUGAUUUAAGCACUAUUAGAGAAUGAACAGCCAAGGGUCCGACGGGUUCUUUGCCAUUUCUCUUUUGCCCUUUGCUACUCAUUUGAUUUAGCUCUAAUUUCAUUAUUCUCUGCGAUCCGUCCAUCUUUCUGUCCGUCUUCUUCUCUCCUUCUCAUCCUUCCAUUCUUACUGGUUACUGUCACAUUUUGUUUUGACCAGUGUGCAAAAGUGUUACCCAACAUUUCACUGCUUUUUUGUCAACCAGAAUUAAAGGCUCUGACUGCUGAUGUCACACCCCAGUCAGAGCGGCUGUAAAUAAAAGUAAAUAAAGGGUAUGAAGUAAAUUGUUAACUUUUCAUUAAUACAAACGUCUUAUUUGGGGAGAGAAGUAAAAACACCUGCAAGGAAAACAGUAAAUACUAUUUUCAGCUUCAUUUUAAAUUUUUAAUGCUUAGUGAUGGAUUAGUGAUAAACUGAGUUUUGUGAACAUUUCUUUUCCGAAAAUAGAGGCCAUAAAAGUUUGUAUUAUUUAAACUGUAUUUCUGUCACACUAGCCGAUCCCUGCUUUGUAAUGAGCCAUGUUAUUUAGACCUCUUUGACUGGUAAAGGUUUUUCAUUUUGUGAAAUUCUUCUCACAGAUUCUGUCGUCAUGUGAAAAUGAUCCAUAUGACUACAGCACAGUAAAAAUUUAUGUACCCUGCUAGAUUCAGAAUACAUGGAAACUAGGCAGGAGCAGUUCAUGUUAUUUUUUCUUAUUGCAGAACUUUCUAGAUUUAGAAUAUAACAAUACCAUACCCAUCUUUUUAACUUCUACGUUUUUCAGAUUUGGAUGUGCGUCACAGGUCGACGAUUGGUUUACAGUAGAAUAAUUCAUAUUUCUCCUGUACAACAUCCAUGAAGAGAGCUGCGCUGGCAGCCAGGCUCAAAUAGGAUUUGGAUCUCUCUUGAUCCAUGCAUGAAUAAAAUUUCAGGUUUAAAUCUUCAUGCAGUUUGCCACAGCAGCUCACAGAGGGUGUGGCGUAACAUGAAUCAUAGCUCCGUUAUUGAUGCAAAUCAGUUUUUUCCUUCUUCAAAGCAGCUGUUCGUUUUUUUUCCCAUGCAUGCUUUCAGCUCUUGCCUAUUAUUAAUUUAAAUUGUCUGCCAUUAUUUGUUUGCUCUGUGAUUCACCACUCAUAAUAUUAAGAGUUGGAAAAUAAUUCCAGUGUUUUAACAGAGGGCAAGAGGGUGUGUUUGACAGCUGGUCUACCCAGCGCUCAUUGGUUUCCAAUGAAUGAAAGGAUCAGAAAUGGAUCAGGCUGGGUAUCUGCAGAACACCAGCUGUACGAAUAACACUAUUAUAGUCAUUGGGUCUUACAUACAAAUGGAUGGAUGAAUGAGUGGCUGUUUUUAUUUUGUCUUUCUACAUGACUCAUCCCUCAUAGGAAUAUUAAAACACAUUCAUUAACAACAAACAGAUCAUUCUGCUACGCAUACCCAUCAUCAGAACGUAUUAACCCCAUGCUAGGAGAAGCUUUUGCAUGGAAAAAGACCAUGACUGGAAGCACUCUGUCAGUACAAUAUUACUGGAGUGCCCUGAAAGAAAUACUGCCAGAUUUGUCGCUGGUAUCCAAAAAUGUGACUAGAGGUCAUAUUUGAAAGAAGUUUUCUCACAUCUAGUUUAUUGUUAUUUCCCUUACAGUGUCAACAAUAACAAGUUGAACUCUGCCCUCUUAUUUUAGCUCUGCUGUAGCAAGGAGGGAGGCGGGGCUCGACAGUGCGACCGUUUCACUCGCAUUUGCAACUAAAAAUAGAUGUGUGUGAAUUGUAAAAUGUAUUUAGGGGCACAUGCGCACAUAAAAAAAUCAGCUGAGGCAACAAAUGUUUUUUCAUGUAUGUAGUGAAGUUAGUUUUAGGUUGGAUAGUUGAUGAACAUUCACUGUGGAUCUACCGGUGUCUUCUCACUCUUCAUACCCAGGAAUAGCAACAGCAGCGUGGUUAAAUCUACUCAGCACCCUCACUGUCAACAUCGGGUGUCGAAUAAGGGACCGUCAAUAAAUUACCAGUUGAUGUUCUCAGAAAAGCUGUUUUCCUUCAAUAGCUUCCAUGUCACGUGACCAAAAGACCUAAAAUUGAUUUCGAAUAAAAGUACUUAUGUCGACCAAAAAGACACCCAUUAUUUGAUCAAAUUUCAUUGUGCCCCUAAAGUUCAUUGUGUGCUCCUUACUUUUUCAACUCAGGAGCACAUGUGAAAAAAGUUAGUGUCAAGCCCUGGGAGGCAUUGUCUUAUGCUUUGCCUCGCUCAUCAAAGUGUGAUACAAUCCUGUUUAAUGAUGGCCAAUCCCUCAUAUCUGAUCCUGGCGACUGUCUCAGUGUCGUGCUGCUGGAAACCAAAGAAAUGUUGUUGAAAACAUAGCUGUCACUCCAAACACUAACUUAUUCUUUUUCAUGUUUGUGUUUCAGGCUGGAAGAAAGGACAGGAGUGAUGCUCUCAACACAGCCAUCGACAGGAUGACAAAGAAGACCAGAGACCUCCGCAGACAGGUUUGUUUUUCUUUCCCCCUGUGUAUUUAUCUUUUACCUCACCUCAGUGUGUGUGUACUCUGAGAUUUAAAUGUGAAAUAUGUUUUAUUUUUAACCAAGAAUAUUUCACAUGCUGCUGAUUUGGUUGACAAGCUAUCUCAUAGGAGGCUGGUGUCUGCCUUGAAUAUGGAGGGGUACUUUGUAGUCAGGUCAACAAGCUGGACUGAAUGUGUCACUGCAUAUACGCAGAGCGAUGUGUCCUUUUAACUGUGCCUUUUUCCUUUUUCUUGAAAUAUCCUCCUUCACAGCUGCGUAAAGCCGUAAUGGACCAUGUCUCUGACUCUUUCCUGGAGACCAAUGUUCCCCUCCUGGUCCUCAUUGAAGCAGCCAAGAAUGGCAAUGAGAAAGAAGUCAAGGAGUAUGCCCAGGUUUUCCGUGAGCACGCCAACAAGCUGAUUGAGGUAAUGGGGUAUUUGAAUUCUCACACAGUCCAAACGUGAUACGACCCAGAUACAGGACAUUUAUAUCUUUCUGUUCUGGACAUUUUAGCUUGGCUUAUAGCAAUCAUCGGGCUUCAUCCAGCCUCUCCUUGGCUGCACUCUCAGAUAUUCCCCAGUGAGAAAACUUUAGGAUUACAGUGCCUCAGAAAACAACAAUCUGGGAUCUUUUGUCCCCAAAGAAAACAAAGCAGUAAACACUGAAAUUAUUUUCCGUGGUUUCUAUUACUUUCUACUCACUCAGUGUUAGUGUAAGUCUGCUGCUGCUCUCUCACAGACACUCUCUUGGUAAAAGCAUUUCUUCAACUGAAGGCUAUGCUGAUUCUAAUCUGAAGCUAGAAUGCUGUAGAGAGCAGACGAACACAAUGCUGCUUUAUGUGGUUAUAGCAACAGAUCAAAUUUUUAAGCCGAACUAAAGGAGCGAAACAACCACAUCUCAGGGAUAAGUGCUAGCUGUGGGAAAACGCUGUCCUUGCCACAGCUGACUGACGCACCAGCCCUUUUUGACCAACAACAGAGGCUCUUGAAGAUAAAUAACUUAGAGGGGCUUUUUUGCAUCCUACUUCUUCUUCUUCUGUGGCUAGUUUCAUGUCGCAACAAGGGCAGCGACUGAAAUUGUGUAUGUCUAUACUGCUGUUCACAUAGCAACAGGAAUACAGCUGCGCAGGGGUCAGAAAAAAAUGAGAGGCAACAAGAGUGAAACAUCAGCUGUCCUCAUUAGGAGACGUUCCUUCGGUGUCUGGAAUGGCUGCAUCAGAGCAUCAUACGCUGACAUUUGAGAGUGACUCUUCCCUGUGGGCGGACGACCUUGAAUAAGACUUGAUCGGUUUGUCCAGUGAAAGCAGGUCAGCAUAAGCUUUCACUAAGGAAACCACUGAAGCGUCAAAGGGAAAAGGGGACUCCUCCAGGGAGCAGACCCCCUAAGUUGCUCCUAAAGGCUUCGGUGUCAGAAGUGAUGUUAGUGGAUGACCUUUGUGGACUUCCCUAACGCUUGGAUACUGCAUCAGCUCGUUGCACUUUGAUAAGAAACAUUAAGAGGCAAUGGCUUUUAGUUAUGAAACGCCGCGGGAUGUAACGGAGAUUGUCUCCUGAUCUUCUUCAUGACAUGUGCGCUGAAAUAAGAAGUGGUCUCUGCCAAUCAUCUAAGAUUUAUCACGCUCCCAGGUCUAAUCAAAAUUGAACAAACUUUGCUUGAUUAUAUUUUUAAAAAAAUCCAAUUUCAGUGAAACCAAAACAGAAAAUGAGUUCAAAAACCUGAUAAAUGGUGUCACUCGUAGUAAUGGUGUCAGUUCGCUGUCAUCUCUUUAAGCCAGAACACUUAACUACCUGCCCAGUCUCUAUGUCUGUAGAGUGGAGUUUGGCUGCAGCCUUAGUCAAAUGGUGUCUAAAAUAUUCAUCAACUAAAAGAAGUUUUGUCACACAUAAAUAAGGGAUGACAGUUAAGUAUCUGAGGAGCACCACCGAAUAGCGUGUAAGAGCUUUGCUGUAUCAAUAAGAGUCAGCUGUUCUCCAAUUCUCAUAUCUGUUUUUUUUUUUUCUUCUUUACAUGUUUUUCUUUUUUGUGCAGAUUCAGAAAAAUGUUAACUUAAAACUUGUAGAGCAAUCAUAGUCCAAGCCUCAUAAGUAAGAAAGCUGGUAUUUCUGAUCCAUAACAUAAUAACAGCUUUCCCACAAGGACAUACAUAUCAACAGUGACAUUCAUCCUUGUAUGUUUAAAUUAUUUUUUCAGUGAUCACAAACGUGCUUUUUCCUUUUAGAUGAAGCUAUAGGGCCUCAUUUUUGUAUUCCAAACUUGUCCCCAGUGUCUGAUACACGGAUAUUGUUUCCUUAAAAGCAGCCUGUUGUUUGUAACCAUGAUGCUGCAUACCUUUGUGCCUUCAUUUCCAACUAGACUAGUAAAACAGAGCAAACAAUGAUUUGUUGAUUAUAGUAAGAAGCUUUUGUCAACACUAGUCAUAUAAUUUCCAGAAGAACACAGUCAAACGUCGCAUAAUGUUUCAUGAAGAAGUCCCCUGUGGUGUAAGCCCACAUAAACGCAACCAGGCAAAAGGUAAGUCACAGUGGGACUCCAGACUUUCACCUCAGCCUGAAAACACUUGACAUUUCCUGCAAAUGCAUCGUGCAAAGUGAAUAUUGAAUGAUACUGUAAGUAACCCUGGAAAAGGCCCUCUGUCAAGCUGUAAGCUUGUACAUGGACACAGUUUCCAUGUCCACACUUAAAAAAUGGCACAUGUCUCAUCACAUCUAGAAUAGACAUGCUGUCUUAAUGCAGUGUGCCCUUUUUCUGAGGUAAGCACAUCAAACGUCGCCAAUCUCUGCCUCUGUUUGUAUGACAUCAUGAGUGAUUUAAGUGUAGGCUCCCUCAAGGCAAAUGGUGCAUUAGUUUACUCACAUUUGUUUGAAAGCAACAUCAUGACUGACCCACAUUGGGGCCCUUAAGCAGCUCGCCUGCUCUGUGAUUUCUGCUAGUAUUUCUGAAACGACAUAAAACCUUAUUUAAGGUUUUACCAUUUCAUCAAUUUACCUUUCAUCCAUUGCUUUUAAACUCACUCUGAGUGACCAAGCAGCUUGAUAGAUGAUGAUAAAACACCCUUGCCUUUUAGAAAGGAGACACUUUUGCCCUGACAUUAGACAUGAUCUACCUUUUCAUCAGAUUUACAACCUUUUUAAACACAUGGAAAGACACACAGUAGACUUGAACCUCUGGAUUUAACAUGAUUAUUAUGACAUUCGUCCUUUUAUCUGACAGCCCAGGGAAAAUGUUCACGUGUCUUCGCUUUCUUAGCUUCUCUUAGCUUCUCUUCCCUAAGAUACCUCAGUUUUUAUAAGUUGGUUCAUGGAGGCUAAAACUUGUCAUUCUGGAUAAUAUUUGUGGCAUAGUGAGAAUUAUUGGAUUGCUCUUAUUGCUCAAAUUUAGAGAUAAAAUGAGUCACCGCUUCGACUCUGGUCCAAACAAGCCCACUUUGCCAUCUCGUAUAUUAAAAAUCUACACAAUAUCCAUCAUCACAAUAGUCUCAGACUGCCACACAGCACCUCGGUUAGUUAAGGAGAUGGCGCGAUAAAAACGGCACGCUGUGAUAAAGCCAUGAGGAUAAAGUUUAUUGGAUUGUCCCUCAUAUGCUUAGGCAGCAUAAUUGUAUUACAGGUCCUCAUGCAUUUCAUGCGAUUGGACAUGACUGUUGUCACACUGAUGAAAUUUGCGUUAUUGGAUGGGGGAGGUUUGUAUAACUUUAGCAGCCUGAUGAGCCUGUCGGGCUGUUUUUAUAUGGAAAGAUAGAUACGUUUUUGAAUGUGUUUGCACAGACUCCGUAAACUCUGACUCCCCAGAUACCUAGAGUACGGUACAGCACGGCAGGAAGAGCACUCUUAGCUGACUCCAGGUUAGAAUUGCCGUCUUUGACUUCCUUCACAGUCCCUUUAUGCUGAAAAGGCUGUUUCCCUGAGGUAUCAUGGUGAGAGCAAGAGAACGCUUAUGUGAAAGAUCAUGAAAGUAAAAACACAGGUCGAAAGUGCCGGUUUUUCCUCUCUUCACCCGCUCACUUCACCCCGCCUCUCAGGAUACCGAAUGUUCUCCCUGUGGUCCCUGCAUGUGUUUGCAUAGUGAUGCAGAAUGUGUUUAUAUCAAUGUUUCAGUGCUUCACCAGCGCGGUGAAAUAAGUGCUUCUCAUCAGCAGAACUGCACAGGAAUUUCGAGUUGGGGGUGGGUUUCUUUCUGUUGAAUUGAAGGAAGGGGUGAGGUUGUUUCACACUGGAUGAUUAAUUCCACCACCAGUGCAUCAAUGGAAAACUCUGUCUCAGAGAUUUGCCCCACAUUCUCUUCUGUUCUAAUAGUGCUGCAGUCUACUAGCUUAAAUCUUCAAAUCCCAAAACCCAGUACAGUUCAUUAGGACAGAGAUAAGCAGUCAGUGGGUAGUUGUUAAAAUUUGACCUUUUUUUUCUCCUCAUAUGUUCCACCGAGAAAAGAAAUACAAACAUUCAUGUCCAGGCCUUUGCAUUAUAAAAACUCAUUUUGUUUUCACACCCACUCUUAGCUCCUGCUGUUCAAAUAGUGUCAAAGCACUCAAAUCUAAGUGUUUUAUCAUGACUUGCUGUUCAGCUGUGCUAAUAUUUGGAUAUUCGAGUACAAACUAAGGUUUUGAGAACAGCAUAUGUGACCGUGGCACUGCUCAUGUGGUUCUGUGACCCAAAUCUUUGCAAUUAAAUUAGUGAGUAAAAUAUAACAGAUUGAUUUGCUACAAAAAUAAGACACGUGUUGUCAAAAAAUCCUUUUCAGUCUUGUUGCAUCUAUAGUGCAUUCAAUAGGGUAUUUUAGUCUUUGUAAUUGAUUAUGUUUUAGCGCAUUUUCUGUCCAUUGGAUAAUCCCACUUUGGCACAGUUCCUCAUAUCCCAGUCAUUCUGUUUCAGCAUUGUUGCCAGCACAUCCCUACCAACAAAUGGGAAUCUUCAGUCUUUGACCUAAAUUUUUCUGAAUAUGAAGAGAUGCAGAACGCUCCUCUGAAAGAUGCAAGAAUAUUUAGAAAUAAUCACAGCGGGGAUGAUUUGUUGGUCAAUACAAGAAAAUAUACUCACAAACCAUAAAUGUUGGCAGCCUGAAGUCGGACCUGCUGAGCUCAGCACUCUGGUCCGCACUCGUUUUUGAAAGUGUCAGGAAUAUUUUGCCUCUCUGAGUCCAGGAGCGUAAUGGCAAUCUGGCAGCCUCGUGAUAUGUUCACUGAGAAGCACCACAUCUCUGAGUCACCAGAUACAACUUCUAACAUUUGUAGAAAAUCAACUGCUUUCACAGAAACUAAUGCAAAACUUUUAUUUAGUCUGUUCACUAAGCAGCUUGACUUUUGUUGUCUCUCCCAGUUGUCCUUUUUUCCCCUCUGUGCCUUCAUAUUGUAUCAUUUUAGCAGCUUUAUAAAUUAAUCCUCUGCAGUGGGUUUGUAUGCCACUGGGAUUACUUGUAUUUCAGCAUUGCUCCAUAUCUGAUAGAGAAGAAUCCCAAACCCAGGCUCCCAUAAUGAACUUAUCUAAGAUUAGUUAUAUAUUUAUGUGUUGCUCUUUCUGUGUUCCCCUGAAGAUAAGACUGUGUCAGUCUCUCUGUCUGUGGCUAAAAAGCAGAUGUGAGUGUGUGUGUGCUUUGCUUUUUAGGUGGCCAAUCUGGCGUGCUCCAUCUCCAACAAUGAAGAGGGAGUGAAGCUGGUCCGCAUGGCAGCAUCUCAACUGGAAACUCUUUGCCCCCAGGUACGAGGCUGGUUUGCCCUUACUUCUAUCCAGCUCAGUGAUUAUGCUUCCUGAGAGGCUGCCACGUUGCCUUUUUGUACGAGCACUGGUAUAGAAAUGGUGGAUUUGUCUUAUUUUUCCUUCACAUCGGGAUUCUGGUAUUAAGACUGUUAACACUGACACACAGGCAGCUAACUGCUUUUGAAACAGGUUAGAGCUAAAUUCAUUUUGGUGCUUGAAUUACUGUGUUAUAUUCUGGAUUCGUAAAUUCUUGCUUGUCAAUCUAAUUGAUUUAGCACAGUUUCACUGAAUUCACUGUAGUCAAGAUUUUCCCCUGUCCUGUGUGGAUGUUGUUGUGCUCACAACAGCCUCUGAAUUUUAACAAUCUCAAAAUUAAACAACAAUGGAGAAAAGCUCCAAAUGUGCAACACGAGGACAUGGUCACCCCAUUGUUUUCCACCUGCAGGCACAGUAGUCUGUUGUUUGUUAGAGGAUAAAAUCAUGCCAGAGCUAAUUCAACAUGGAGUAGCAAUCCAAGGCUCUAGUUUGGCAAAGGGAUAAAGCUGCCCCUGUUCAACCGGUGCACCACUCACCCCCCUCUGAUAUCAGUUAGUGUCCAACAUUAGAGGAACAAAAUACCCCCUGAAAUUAAGUACGUCUCUGAAGACCAUUUAUGUUCCGAUUUAUGUAAAUGUAUCCAAUAAACUGUGCAUGAUGCUGGUCAUGGUGCGCUUGGUUAAUCCGUCGACAAAUACAUGAGAUUUAAUAAGCUGCAUUGAAACACACAACCACACUUUUAAUGAAAAGGCUGCGGCUUGUCUCACAUAUCACUUGCAGCCUCGAUGUUUAAACCUCAGAGAGCAAAUUGAUCCUCUUACUCUCUGUACCCCCACAACCCUGAUACUUUCCCCCAGCCUCAUUUACAACACAUCCUACCAUUCACUGAAAUCCAUCAUUUUUUCAUACCAAUAUCCUUUCAGUGUCUGCUACCAGUCCCUCAUCUGCACCUCUGAGCCCUGCCAGUUUUCUUUGCUAUGCUGCCUGCCGCUGCUCCUUUUAAUCUCAUCUAAUGACUCCUAUUCACCCCGUUCCUUGAUGUUCACAGAUGUUUCUUCCCCCAAAACAAGCAGCUGUUGGUUUUUAUUUCAUUCAGUCCUCCAAAACAUUUCAUGUCUAUAAUCACUCUCAGCAAUAAAUUGGUUUCAUGCUGCAGUCCCAACAUUGGGGGUGAGAAGGAGGGGGUCUUUAUGCAGUCAUCCUAUGCUAAUGUUGUGGCUGUGGGCUAUGCUGUAAUGGAGCUUUAAUGGAUGUAAUUGGGUGAUUACAGGUGAUUAAUGCCGCGUUAGCCCUCGCUGCCAAACCCAACAGUAAGGUGGCCCAGGACAAUAUGGAUUUGUUCAAGGAGCAGUGGGAGAAGCAGGUCCGCGUCCUCACUGAUGCUGUUGAUGACAUAACAUCCAUUGACGACUUCCUUUGUGUGUCUGGUGAGUGGUACUCCCUUUCAUCUUCUGAAAAGAGAUAUGUGCUUUUACUGAAUGAUAAUAAAUGAUUUGUACUUUUGGAUGUAAAAACAGACAGUGCAGUGUUUGGUAGAUGACACUCUUGUUCAGGAUCAAGACAGAUCUCCACAAAGCACUUCAGACCAUUGGUAAGAGGAGGGGAAUUAACUGUAAAGACUCUGAAGUUUUUGUCCCUUUUUGAUGAGCACCUUACAAACCAAGGCCGAUUGGACUCCACAGAGGAAAGUACUGAAGCAUCAGCAGCACUACGUCUGAAAUUGACAUCCUGUCACGUGUGUUAAACCACACAAAUGGUUUGUCAGGCAUUCCCUUAAAGAGUUCUCGUUAAGCAUUAAGCAGAGUGACUUCUCUCACCUCCAGCCAAGGACAGGCUGUAAUUUACACUGUGUGCAUUUGCAUUAAACAGGCUCCCAUUAAUAAAUAGUCUGAGAAUCUGUCAGUAGUCCUCCCUUUCCUAUAUAAGAGCAUCCCAGCAGCCCUUUCAUUUUCAGGAUGAUUCAACAAGCACUGGGAAUAACCUGACUAGAGUUAUUCUCUCAUUAUAAUUCAUAAAAAACAUUUCCAACCUCAAAUUAAAGCAUGUCUUGGAUAAAAAAGAAAAGUAAUUCAACACUAACAUCUUCCAAACAUUAGCAUGUUUCGGAAGCAGGUGGAGGUACACACUGCUAACUGCAUUUAUUGUUUUUCUGUCCCCUAGAGAACCACAUCCUGGAGGACGUGAACAAGUGUGUCAUCGCUCUGCAGGAGAAAGAUGUUGACGGUUUGGAUCGCACUGCUGGAGCCAUACGAGGACGUGCGGCUCGAGUCGUCCAUGUCGUCACCUCUGAAAUGGACAAUUAUGAACCUGGAGUCUACACAGAGAAGGUCUUGGAGGCCACCAAAAUGCUCACUGACCAAGGUACAGAAGAAACAGAAUUAUGUGACAACACAAAUGACAUUCAUUCCUUUUUCUUCAAUUACUUACCUUUCAGUUGAAUGAUUUCAUAAACUUUAAAUGAAUACUAUUUGAAACAUGCACCAGGAUUACUUCUCUAAUUUAUUUUAUUGUUACAGCAAGUUUAGCCUCUUUAUGCUUUUAAUUAUGGAUAUAUUAAAAAGGUACAUUCAAGCUUUCAUGAAUUAUAUACAUGUAACCAAAACAAAUGGGAGUUAAUUCGAUGUGCUUUGACCUGGAAGGUGAAACAUUCCCUCAAGAUUUUUUAAAAAUGUUUUUUUAUUUCCUUGCAUUCAUCUGUCAGCUCUCACUUCAAUGUGUUUUCCAUGAAAGAUUGAUUUGUCAUUAUUAAUUUAGUGUUUAUUGAAUCACCUGAACCAGUCUGCUUUGUAUGGGCAUGGUGCUUUUUCCACUUAAUGCCCAAUAAAGGUUUCUUGUGUCGCAGGCAGGGCCACAGUGAGACCUGUCUACUCGUUUUUUUUCUCUCCCGUUUCUCCUCUUUUGGAGCUUUUUGAAUGCUUUUACCCAGGAUACCAAUUUAAGUUUGAUUGUUAUGGCAUUUAAAAAGCAAAACACUUUUUGGCUACUCCUAGAACUGGCUUAGAAAAUGUAAUUUUCUGAUUACAGCCAAUCCCAUUUCUGUUAGAAGUGCAGCAUUGUGGGACGUAACCACCUCGACUAAACUUGCUCUGCUUAUCUGCACAGCAGGCACUGUUCAUUUGUCAGCUCGGCCUGAAUAUCGCAACCUCAAGUUAUGCUAUAGAGGCUGUUCCUGUCCAUAUGCUGCGCUGUAUCAUUAUCAGUGAGUGUGAGCCAUGUUAGCUUUCCAUCACAAGGAAGCUAACAAGAUGGCAGACCGAUUUGUCGGUUGUCAGAUUUAGGGACAAUUUAGCCCUCUUGACACAGCGCCUAUUAAAAGUCAGGAUAUGCAGGCUGGAAUUCAAGUGGGAUUUCUGCUGCGGCUGCGAGGUUAUGAGCUCUUGUGCCCUCCCCCCAAAAGAGGGAUGAGAGUGAGAUUUAAUAUCAACAAGGUCACACCUUAAUUUGUUCUCUGUCAGAGUAAAAUAUGGUGCACAAAACUGGACAAGUUUUCCAAAGGUGUAGUUACAGUCAAGUUUCAUGAACUUCACGUUAUGACGGUUAUUUAGAGUUUUUGUGUGCUGUAAACAUUAACCAUGGAAAAAGCUUGUCACAGUGUCUUGUACUUUGUGUUACAUGUUGUAGUUAUUCAAAAUGGUGAAGACUGUAAAAGCAGAAAGAAAACAAGUCCCUACAUAGGCAACUUUUAGAAAACAAAACACCGUUGUGACUGCUGCAUCGAUUCCUGACAGAUCCAAGAGUAUGUUUUUGUCACUGAAAAAGGAAGCAGGCACACUAUUAAUGAUGAUGAGUUGUUUUAAGCCUUUUGUCCUUCUAAUGCGAAUUGAUUUAAGACCCAGUCGUAAUAGAUUUAGAGUAGCAAUUGCUUUAUCAAUAGAAACCUUCAAUACUACUGGAUUUUUAAUAACUUUCCUUCCAAUGCAGUUUUUUAUUUUGUAGUUUGUAAGUUGAAAUUGUCCUAAAGCAACAAAACAAACUUCUCUCUCGUCCUCCUGCUGCUUUCUGCAUCCGCAUAUGCAUCCUUACAUCCGUGUCUCUCUCCUGUGAAGCAGAGGCUGAAUUCCUAUUACAGAAUCUGAAAUACCAUUAAUGCAGAUGUGCUGAAAAGCCCUCUGGAGCCGUUAUUAUAUCGUCAGUAGGGCAAAGUACAUGCCUGCUGGGACAGCUUUGUGAAACCUUCUACUGGAAAACUCUGUUAUGCCCAUUAUGGGAUCUGUUCCCCUCAGCACUUUCUUCCCUAUUUCUUAUGCAAGAGUAGAAGGCAGAGCAUUGGGUAGGAGGACCAACAGCACAAAAUUCUAUCAGUCAAAAAUGAUGGCAGAGAUGAUACUAUUUAAAUCGCCAUUCAGGAGCAGUAAGUAUGAGGUUGAUUUCCAGACCAGAGUGAGGCCUCACUUGCACAGUUUUAUGGAAAGAUCAAAUCUAAUUUUCAUUGUUAGAGGUUUUUGAAAGGUUUUGGAUGCCCAGUUUGAAACCCUUAUUAGGUUUUGACAUGAUCAGAACCUCUUUCAUACUUUACCUGCUCUUUUUGCUUUGUUCUCCUCAGUUUUGUUCCCCACUUUGUCAUUUUUUAAGUGAUUCUUCAUCAAUAUUGUUUUUCUCUCCCUCCUACCUUUGUCUCACCUUCCUCAGUCAUGCCACGCUUCACUGAGCAAGUGGAGUCUGCAGUCGAGGCCUUGAGUGCAAACCCCUCACAGCCUGUGGAUGAGAAUGAGUUCAUUGACGCAUCCCGUCUGGUGUAUGAUGGCAUUCGUGACAUUCGCAAGGCUGUCCUGAUGAUCAGAGUAAGUUGCAGCGUUGUUUUUCUGCUUGUGCAAAAAAAGGGACCCAGUCUUCACUCUGACCCGAGUCAAAAGACUUUUUCUAACUUAAUGACGGUAUUUCCUUUUUCUUGUUCUGUUUUUAAUCUGGUUCCUAUCCCCCUCUGAGCAUAAUCUAGGCUGAAACUGUUAGAGUGAAUAACGCUGUCUCUCUACUGGACAUUUUCACUUACAUGGAGAGGUUUACCUCUGACCACAUUAAGAAGCUGUAAUCCUCUGAAAACCACACCAGCGCUUUUGUAAAGGUCGAAAUUCAUUUCGCAUGGAGGGGAUUUAGGGUCAGAGUUCAAGGUUUAUUUGACGCUCUUGAAUUUAAGACAUUCCGACAGAAGGCAUCCAAUCCACAACGAAGUGAGAGGCCUUGGUUACUGUAGUGUGAUGUAAUUGUAUGUAUAUAUAGCCAUUGGUUUGUGCACCAGAUGCUGAUUCUAAUGGAACGUGAGAAAGCGUGUAUGCGUGCAGUCCUAGAAGCCAAUGAUUAACUUGUCUCAUGCAAGAGCAGACCUAAUUGACCAGACUUGCAAUCUAGUGUAACUGCAGCCUUGGUUGUCUGUGGGUUAAUGGCCUUUGCUUGAGUAGAACUAUAACUGAGACAGAUGGUAGUUGGGUACCUAAUUGACUGACUAUGUGCCGACAACAAAAGCCACUCCAGCUGUAAAGAGAAAUGGAUAGUUCUUGGGGCUUUACGGUAUAUACCUACUCUAACUACUCGAGACUGUCAGAUGGCCUUUUUUUUAUAUUAGGAGGCAAGUGAAUUUAUUUAAAGCGCUUCUCGUGUCUAACAGUACCUAAUUAUAUAUUUGCUAUGUAGCGCUACAAUGAGCUGGUUGGUUGUAUUAUGUCAUCUUCCAUUAUUUUCAACACUUUAAUGGUUUGAAUUGGAAUCAUUAGUCUUGACAGCACAUUUUGUGUUGACAGCGGUGCUCAAAAGCUCCGCCUGGGCUCCCAUGAAUAAUGCAGCCCAGACAUAGACAAGCCCAAAUGAGUGAGGGACAGUCAUACAGUAUUUGCAUUAUAAUAAGCAAUUGAUUUAAGAUGGAGUUUUUAAUUAGCAUUCUUUAAUCCGACUGCAAGCCGGAGAGCUACAUUCAAUUUCCAUCUGCCCCAGCUCCACUCCUGUUAUCCAGAUUGAUUAAGCUGUUAACACCGGGCCUCUGAGGCUGACUGUACGCUACCAGGUGGGUGUGUGUGUAGGUGUGCAAGUGUGUCAAAAAUAACGGAAGAUUUAUGAAAAGUCUGUCUCACCUAUAAUUAAUCCGUCAGAAUAAAUCUGCCAUUCAGAGCGGCGGAUGUUGGUGGGAAUCAACUCCAACUUCAUCUGUUAUCUUACAAGGAAAAUUAUGCAGCCCCCCCGACGGGUUCGCCGGGUUGUCUUGAUCAGGUGCGCGGGGUAAUCAUCACAGGUUUGGUGCUGAUUAUUCAGCAGGAAAUACCUCAGCUAAGAAAUAUUAGAGCAGCGUUUUUGCAGCAGCUUCCUUCAGAUCAUUUUAGUGAGGUUAAAUAAGUGUUAAAAAAAACAUUAAGUUAUGUCCUAAAGAUUUUGUUUGCUUGGCUGAACUGCCCCACAGUAGCACAGUUUCCAUGUGAAACUAGGCAUGUUCAGCUCUGAGCCCCAACGAAUAUGAAAUAUUCUAAACCAGCUGAGUACUAUGAGACAUCUGCUCUCGAGGGCUUGUCCACACAGCCUCACAAACAAAACGCGCGCACUCGCACUCCUCCUAUAAACCCUGACUUGCACGCGCCGCGCACUGAAAUCAGAGUAGACAAGUGUGCUGUUGGGGCGACUAAAGAUGGACAAGUCUUUAACCUUUGUAAGUAGCGCCCAGGCAGCCUAUGUUGGACAUCCCCCGGUUAUUUGACAGAUGGACAGAACCCUUUCCCACCUACAGCGACAUCAGAGAACAUGCCCCCCGGACAUCAGACUGUCUCAAAGUCAGGGAGCUGCUGACAGCCAGAUACAGGGGGCAGCUGUCGUUACCUUAUGAUUUGUGCAGGGUGCCACGGCUCAAGGUGAUUUGGCUGGCUCUGUCCUCAGAAAGCUCCGGGGGGAUUUUACUGUCGGACUGCCCCGUCUGUAUCUAGCAGCAGGCAGAAAUACAAGAUAAGAAUAAGACCUCGUUUUUUUCCUGUUGCGAUACUUUUAUUCCAGCUCUCAUCCUGUCUUCUGUCUCUUAUCCAUCCGACCUCAGACACUAUCUACUAAAAUGUGACAUACAGAGGUGAAGCAGAUAGAGCUGAAUAUUUCAGCUUUUAGACAGUGUUGGACAUUACUAAAUUAAAUAUUGAUUCAGGUUUUUUGCCUCAGCAUGAAUUAUGGUAUUAAAGUUUUAUUUUCUGUGAUAGUAACAGUGCUACUUUCACAGAAUCCUUUUUUAAUAUAACUGCAGGCUGUUGUUGCCACUUCUCUACAGUUCUGUCCCAUCGGGCGCUCACUAUGAGCUAUCAUUUGUGAGCGUCCCACAUUCACAGGUUAUCUGUUGCGCAGGCCACAGCAGGUGAUAUCUCUGCCCCACUGCACAGCAUUGUCUGGGUUGAAAGGGAUGCCUGUGAGUCACUACAGCUUUGUAUCUGAAACCUCUAUUCCCCUGAGAACAAGAGCAUCUCUACAUCCCAUAAAGCAGUGUAAGGUUAUUCAGAGACCUUCAGCUAUUUUUAGACGUGGGGGCUCCAAAUCCAUUACAGAAGGGAGGUAUUGAGACAGCUGGAUAAGCACAAGUAGCGGCAGAGGCGUGAUAAUGCACCUUUAUCUGUCCACAUCACCCUCCCUGUGCCUAUAUCAUCACCAAAUACAUUUCCCUGUCAGUCAGUAUUGUAUUUUGCCUCAAGCAUGACCUGUUGAGAUAGAAAUUCUUUUGAAUAUUAAUAUUUAUAGAAGAAUACUUGCUUGUCACUUGUUUUGCAUUCAAAGCAAGGGAAGAGGUGAGGGAUCAGAGAUGAAGUAGAUACACUCGAGGAGAACACAACUCAUGCCUCACAUGCCUCUUUACAGACAGCAGCGACAGAUGGGACUGAAGCGUUUAGCUCCCAAUAUGUUUCCUACCAGCUUGUACCUUCAUUUCCCCUCUCAGAAUGCACAGGCAGCACAUUACACUUGAUUUACAAAUUCAUCUAGAGUUUACAAUUUCUUGUACCAAGCUGUGGGGAAGAAGACAUUUAUCUGAUGCUGCCCUUGCCAGCAGUGCCAAAGCAUUUCUCACACAUAGUAAGCAGGUUGGUUAUUUAAUAGUGCUCAGCAGGCUGUAGUGUGCCAAUAUUGCUUUGUGUUCUUCACUCAUAUCUUAUAUCUUUUUCUUGCCUUUUUACUACCCUGUCUCUUGUUUCUUUUGCCCAUCCUGUGUAGUCGACUGUUUUGAUUUACUCCUCCUGGUUGGCCCUUCCUUCACCUCUCUCUCUCUCUCUCUCUCUGUCUGUUGUCCUGCUACAGACUCCAGAGGAGCUGGACGACUCUGACUUUGAGACUGAAGACUUUGAUGUUCGCAGCAGGACCAGCGUGCAGACGGAGGAUGACCAGCUUAUUGCCGGCCAGAGUGCAAGAGUAAGAUGUCCAUCGCUUCUUACAGCUUUUUCGGCUGUAUCUGACAUUCUCUGCUUCUACCUUUGAAAUUUUCAGCUGUUGAAUUUUACCCACGCCACCCUGUGAGAAGUGAAAGAUGUUUGCAUCAAAAAGCACAUGUUGAUUCCAAGAUAAGAAAAAAUACUUGAAAAAUGUUAUUAACUUACUAGCUUGUGUAGCGUUUGUCAGUUCAGUUGAAUCCUAGUUAGAAAGUUUCUGCAUUAUCUUUGACAUAUCUUAACGACAAAUGUUAUUACUGCCUGUGUUUGGAAAAAAUACUUGAAGACACUAGGUUAUUGAGAGACACCCUGGUUGCUGAUACUCAGCAACUGCUUACUAACAGCUGGUUUUAUGCAAUAACUUCUUUUUCACCCUUAUCUUUAUGUAGAGUUUUAUCCAUAUCCACUCUUGUUCUUAACCUAGUCUUCUAUUAUAUUGUAUUGUGUUAAAAAUAGAUGUUACACAUAGAUUUGCAUGGAUAUUUUAGUCCAAUAACAGACUUUUGAUCUUCUAGUGAUGUUUGUCAUGAAAUAACUCUUGCUGUAAUAACAGGCAUUAGACCUAAUGCACUUAGUAACUUAGUAGAGGGGAAAACUCAGUUAAAUAAAAUAGGGGUGCCCAGGUACAACUUUUCUUUCCCCCUCCGAUACAAUAUCGAUAUUGUAGCCUUCAAUAUUGGCAGAUACCGAUAUUGAUCCGAUUUUAGCACAAACCUCUGCAAGUUUUGCACUCAGCUGCAACAUCUUUUUCGGACUUUAAUGAAAAAUAUUGUAGAGAUGCAACAACCAUUUUUUCCCAAUCCAAUCCGACACUGAUACCUGGGCUGAGCGUAUCGGCCGAUAUCCGAUACCAAUCCAAUACUACUGUUGGAUGAGUGAACUGUAUACCUUGCCCUGUGAGUGAAGGCAUCCGGCUUGACAUUUUCCUUGUUAAAAAAAAGGUAACAAAUGAAGACAGAUAUUAAUUUACUUUACAUUAUUUAUUAACAAAUAAAAAUUUGCACAUUAGCACACAGCAAACAGUAGUAAGACUUCCAUGUAAACAUUUAGUGCAAAUGGAUAGACCGACAUAGAAUAUAGAGCGAACAGAAUCGCUGUGUUGCUGUGUGUGAUAUUAACUAAAAAAGAAAAAAAAAGGCUGGAUUGGCGUUUCAAUAUCUGAUCCAAAUAUCAGAUCGGUGCAUCCCUGAAAUACUGCCACAGGUCCGACAUCACUCCUACUCUUUGGUACUUUGUUAGUACCUUAGUACACACUGUUGUUGUGAUCACAUGGGCUCUACAUGCUGGAUCGGGGUGCUGCUAGAUAGAGGUGCUGGAGCGAAAUCUGGAAUGGACUGCAUGUAUAAGAGUGCUUAUACUGGAGAUUUUAGAUGCAGGCCGAUAUAGUCUGAUAUUUUUUUUAUUUAUUAUUAUUAUUUUUUUUGCUGAUAUCAGACCGAUAUCGAUAUCGUAUUGGGUCACCCCUAAUAUAAAAUCUUCUAUAAACAUCCUCCAGUCUUUUGGAACCCUCCCAGUUUCAAUCAUCCGUGUGUUUAGUUGAUGUCUCCACUGUUAAGGUCACACAGAUACCUACGUGAUAAUCAACGGCUGCUCCAUGUCUCCUUGUUUGAAGAUGACUGUAUAGCACAGAAUUCCAGUGAUAGGCCAGCACUACCAUUCUGUCUAUGUGAGCAUCUGCUCCCUUACAAAACAGCUUUUGUCUAUUUUCACAUCAGACGUUAUUGUACCUUUAGAGGCUUAGUGCAUUAAUGAUUUAAAGAAAACAAGGUAAUAAGUUAAUCUCUGGAAUCCCUACGGGCAGAGUGAUCCAUCAGUACUGUUCCAUGCUGUUUGUUAUGUUCAUUAAAGAUUAUCAGACUCCUUUGUCAGGUAGGCGCUUCUCAUCUUUGCACCGCCCCGAACAGCUUUGUUCAAGCUUAGAUGACUCUAGAGAGGGAGUCCUAUUUACCAGUAAUGGAAUGAACACUCCUGCAAUGAUAUUAGAUUUCCUGCUCUUAAGUGUCUGCCCACUCCGGCCUCACAAGCUCAUUCAUUGAAUGUCUGAUUGCCUGUUUGGAGGCUGCCCUUUAACCGUCCUAGAGAUGAUACUGAGCACAGUUUGAAAAAAAAAAAAAACCUUCAUAUUGCUGUCUUUCGCGGAGAGUAUGAAAAAUACUAGGAGAUGUUACAUGACAUUUCGUGGUCGUGAACCGUAUUGAUUGAAGGUUUUGUUAGAGAAAAGAAUUCGGACUCCCCUUUUAACCUGGGGCAUUCAGCUUUGGCUACACUGAUAUACAGAAAAGACCGUUUCUUUGGCCGUUUUUGGGUCUUUGAAGACUAGUGUAUACUGAAAAGAGUGAAAAUGCAAGUGAGCAGUUCAACCCUGACAUAUCCAGACAAAAACUUAACCUUAUAUACACAAAAAACAGCAUUUGAAUGCAGUAGACAUAUUCCAGAUGUGCUUAUCUUAAAUUAUUGAUUGCACUGUUGUUGGACUGGAUUGGAUUAUAUUUGGGGGUGACUAGGUGAUACUACCUACUUAUUACAGUAUUAUAUUAGGAACAAAACUAAUUUGAUUUACUUUUAUAUAGAUGUAACCAGCAUAAAAUGACUUAAGGUCUACCUGAUUUAAGAGCUAGAUUGUCUGAAAACGUUUGUAGUGUGUCAUAAUGUUAGUGUUUCUCUGCCAUGACCAUAUUCCUCUGUGACAUAACAACCUUAACCUUAUGAAAUAGCACAAAAACAAAAAUGCCCCGGAGACAGAAUUCAGCACUGUACAUUUCCCAUAAUUUCUCCUUUAGGCUAUCAUGGCUCAGUUGCCUCAGGAGCAGAAGGCAAAGAUCGCCGAACAGGUGGCCAGCUUCCAGGAAGAGAAGAGCAAGCUGGAUGCUGAAGUAUCCAAGUGGGACGACAGCGGCAAUGACAUCAUCGUGUUGGCCAAGCAGAUGUGCAUGAUCAUGAUGGAGAUGACAGACUUCACCAGGUGAGUUUCACAAACAGUUUGGCUCCAACCUAAAGCGUUUUUUUUUCUGUCUUCAUGAGUGGAGUAAAUGAAUAGUUUGAAGAAUAUUUGCACAUCUUUAGUUAGUAGUUCUAUUUUGCUGCACAUGACCACUGCAUAUCAUCAUGCUGUCCUUACUUAAAUAUUUGCGCAGUACAACUCAGGCAACACGCCUCCCGGAUAGAAACCAUACUCAAGUUAAGCUCAAUGCAAUCUCCCAGUAAGCCGACAUUUGUUUCCUGACAUUGUUUCAUAUCUGCACAAUUCUAUGCACCAAGUUUAACACUCCUGUUCAUGCAUCAGUGCUCAUCAUUUUCCUCAAGCAGCACUGUAGGUAGGAUUUUCUUCAUGAUUACCACCCCCUUCCCCCCUCGUCUUAGUAUUACCCCUCCCUUCUGGUGUAUCAAAGAGGCCAGACUCACUCAGCAGCUGCUACAGGUUGGCUUUAUUUCCACUAGUCACUGGUUUGCUGAGAUACUAAUGAUGGCAGGGAGGCGGUUGGACCAGAAACCAAGCAAGUAUGAUGGAAUAUUUUGAAACAUCUUUGCAGUAAUAUUGCUCAAAAUAUGCAUCCGCUAAAAACAGUCAGUGGGUCUUAAAAGUUUCUGUGAUGAAAAGCAGGGUGUUUACUGCAAACUUCUCAAGUAUUGAUUUCUGCAGAAGCACAGCAGUUUGGGAAAUCUCGCUAAUGUAACCAAGUCCUGGAGAGAGAAGGAAGAUGUUUUUAAGGUUAAUAAGCACCACACAGACUUUAGAAACAUCAGUUUUUGAAAAUUAAAACUACACAAGUGACAUAACCACCAAAUAAAACAGAUGACUAUGAUUUAUUUAUUAUCAAAUACACUGAAAAGUCACAAUCCUCUGUCCCAGACAACUUUGUGCAACGAUUGGAAUUUCUUUUGGGAGCUAUAUCCACAUGCAGUUAGAAAAGCCUGUUCUUAUUGUACAUUAUACUUGACUGUAUAACUCUUGUGUUCAUAGAGAAGUUUACAAAAUUAAACCUUUAAUCACUUUCAAUGAUAAGUUUCUGGACCAGCUUUAGGUCCUCCAGGUCCCUGUUUGGACUUGUCCACCAUGCAGCACACUGCUAUACUUUUGCUGCACAAAUAUUACAACACUCUGAAGUUUUACUGUAUUUCUGCUUUUUAUGAAUUUAGUUAAAAAUCCUCUUUGUUUUGGAGAUGUAACAUCAAUAAACAGGAUGUUGUGGUAUUUAAUCAAGACAUUAAAAUACAAUAAUAGACCCGAGGUUGUUUUGGUCAAAGUUUUUACAUAAACCUUUUUUUUUUUUUUUACCACCCUGUGUGUGUAUGUGUAUGAGUGUGUGUUUAUUUGAGCAUAUGUGGAGGAAACAUUUUGACCGGCUGACUUGGUUUGUGCCCGACUGUUUUCGUAUGACUCUGCCUUUUUGAAUAUUUAAGCGAAUUAGUCAGAGGACAUUUUGUGCCUAACUCUGAGUCACGUCCCUAAUGACGUUGAAAAGCUGCCUGUUUACUGUCUGAAUGGGUCAAAGAUCCCGCAUCCUUGGCCAGACAUAAGAUACUGGAAAGCAGCAAAGUUCAAAAUAUGAACAAGGACAGUGAUCUGACUGAGGCUCGACACAACCCUGCAAUUUCCUAUUUGCUUCAAUUCUUUCAUAGGACAGCGGAGAGAAAAAAAGAGACAACUGCCUUUUGCAUUACAGGAACUGUGUACGCAGUGCACAGAUUUGAAUGGAAUGCAAAUGAUGCUGCUUCCGCCCAGAGUGCCAUCCAUGUUUCCUCAUCAGAUGCUGCAGCUGUGUAUAUGUAUGUUUAAGAGGUUGUUGAUUGCAGUGACAUCUGUAUAUCAAAACGAAGGCUUCAUCUCUCAGUCGAGAGGAGACCCAAGGAAUUGAAAUUCAAACGAGAAUCUCUUCAAGAAGAGAAACAGACCCUUCAAGCUUCUUUGACACUGAAUUUAUUCUCAACCAUUUUGGUCCUCUGUCUUUGGUUCAGUUUGGCACACAUCUGGUAUUCAUCUUGAAAAUGUCUCAUGUGAUUCCAGAUUGGUUUCAUUCUGUGUUGUCCAAACAGGCAUAAAUUAGGCUUUUUUUUUUUCUCUUUAAGUGUUGCUGUUCACUUAACCUGUUGACCAACUCACAAGCUCUGAUCAUUGAGGGAUGAAAUAAGAGAAGUACUGUGCACCUUUGCAUGGCUGCCUGCCAAGGCAUUUUAUAUUUAGCCGAUAGUUUGGGAAAAGAAACAACAACAAAGCCUCUCAUUCCCAGCAUACUUCAUCUUGCACUGCAGAGCUUGGUGAAGGUUAAAUUGGCCUGUGUGUUUACAUGUACACAAUGCACUAAUGGAACGGCAACUUGAAGACAGGUUUGUGCUUUUUUGUUGCCAUAACUUGGGAAGAAAACCGGUGAAUGUUUGUGCUGGUGCAGUGACUAUGAGUUUAAGAUCGCAGCUAAAUAUUUCUGCUGCCUAAUUGGUACACAGGCAUUGUGUAGGCCAGUGUGUGUCUGAUAAAGCGCACACACACAUACACUCACACACACGGAUGUUUGUCAGACUGGAUAUAUGACUGCACAUUAUGCCUUGACUCUGGCAUGCAGUAGUAGCACAAGGAAGGUCAGUAGCUAGCUAAUUCAGCCUGCACCCAAAUUAUUGCCCCCUCAACCUUGAGCUGGCACAAAGCCCUGCCAAGGUUAAUGCUGGAAGAGGUAAUUGUUUUGGACCCCUCUCCUGACAAACCUGCAGAGAGUGAGAUUCUUGUUGACUCCUGCAUUGCUUAUGGCUGUAUGACAGCUCUCAUGAAUAAGUCAUGUGUGGCUUGGAAACAUGCGAUGUAUUUGGGGGGCCACCUACCUUGGAGCAUUCUGUGCUCAGCCUGAUGUGGCGUUCACCCAUCUGGAGACAUGCAGCUGUCACCAAACCUGAAGUCCCUCGUCUUUUCUCCAGGUAGAAAUCCAAUACGAAAAUCUCAGACCUCAGGUCUCUUGUCCAUCUUUGUGGCCUUUUUGUGCUUUUCUUGUUGUCGCUUUGCUGCUAAAACCAAGCUCAGGAUGCUAAGGAAAUGUAGCAGCUGGCCUUAAUAUCUUCAAGUUACAGAAAAAGAUUAUUAAAAGGAAUCAGAAGAGAGGAAGAAAUCAGUGGUUGUUUUAUUUAUUAUACAUUAUAUGGAUAUAAUACAUUUGCAUGUGACGUUUUCCAGUGUUUUACUAAGACUGCUCCAUCCAGAGGUGCUUUCCCCCAGAACCCAUCACACUCUGCCUUAAGCAUCGUCUCCAGGGGGUUGACUAUUCCCCAGGGAAGCGCCAGUCUGUGCUCCACGAGGACCCUGACUUGCUUUACAGCAGAGCAGCAGAGGGAGCGGAUGAGAGGGGAAGGGUGGGAGAUGGGAGCAGAGGAAAGAGGAAGCGAGAGAACAGAACACGAAAUUCCAUCUGUUCUGGGUUGGAUAGCUCAUUUUUUAGCCUGAAGAGAGCAGCUUUGAAUCCAAUUUGUGCCUCUUGCCAACUGUGUCUCAGAGUCCCUUGUGGGGGCAGAAAAAAACGGCAAAUGGUUGACAAGCUUACAGUGGGUUGGGUCAGGGCUGGCCUGACCUGUGUUGGGAUGGGCUUUGUGUGGCUCAGCAAAGGUCAAGACUGGAUGUUUAGCUUUAGGACAAGGACCAGAGCCUUUAAAUUGAAUGUUUCUACGUACAAUUCCAGAGCCCCUUUUUCUCUGGCUGCCCUUUUUUUGUUCUUUACCUGGAUGGAAGCCGCUAAACAAGUGAAGAGCUUGUGAAUGUGUGUAUAGGGCUUUCAAGAGCAACCAACAUAUAUGGAACCAAUCCAAUUUUCAUCUCAGCCUUUUGAUAAACCCUCCAAAGCUGCUCGAAUAGAGGGGGCUGAGCAGAUUGAUUUGAGAAUAUCUGUUGCUAUUUGAAACAUAUGGUGACAGUUGUAAUAUUACAGUCUCCUGUACCACGGUUUCCUCCGAUUUUGAGUUUUAUUGUGCUGCCAGUUUCUUAAAAUAUAUUUUCAGAGCUUUGUUGAUCAUAAGCUGAAACUAGAAAUAAAAAAAAAAAACUGUGUUUGACUCCCUCCUUUUGAACACGGGUCAUAGAGCUUGAAAAAACCAUAGUAUGGCAGCAUGGGGCCAAGGUGAAACUGGAGGGUGGUCCUCUGCAUUUAAGGGCUUAGAAAACCCUUAAAUCUUUGAUUGGACAAUAUGAUGCCAGAGAGUGUACGUACAGUGAGUGUGUUAACAUCUGUGGAGCAGCAUGCACAUGUAUUUUUUGCUUAGUCUCCCCGAACUAUUCCCAUAAGUCACGCUUCUCUAUCCACGCUUGCUGCCGCCGCCUGAAAAAUAACCCUCCAAAAACAAACAGACGCUCCAUGACUGAGAUGCUGCUGCAGCUGCUGCAUAUGAAAUGAGGUUGCUGAAGAUCAAAAACAGUGAGUGAUCUUUCCACUUUUUUCUCCCCAGGGGUAAGGGGCCACUCAAGAACACGUCUGAUGUCAUCAGCGCUGCAAAGAAAAUUGCGGAGGCGGGAUCAAGAAUGGACAAGCUGGGCCGCACCAUUGCUGACAAUGUAAGUUAAUGAACCUCCGUCCCGAAGGGGUUUUCUGUGGACUACACCUUUGUGCCAGAGACCCCAAUAUAUAAUUAGAAUUGUAUUUGAGAGCCACAUUGACUUUGUCAAUGACUUUGCCCGGUUAAUUAGCAACAGGUGGAGCAACAGAGGAACACAAAGGAACGAGUUGCUUGAUCUUGUAGAGAAAACAGAGUACAAAUGUCAUGAUGUAAUGCAAAUGUUGCACUAUCUACAAAAUGAUUUGUUGAGUACAAAACUAGAAAGGAAACUCUAAACCCUCCUCCUGAGUUAGGGUCUGUACAAACCUGUUUUUGUUUUGAAGGGCUUAAAAGAACCACAUAAAUUUGCUUUUUGCAUCAAGACUUUUUGACUUUGUCAGGAACCUUUAUUUUAACAAAAUUAAAAAAUUAAAAAUUGACUUAACUAUAAAAUGCUCUUAUUAAAGUUAUUGCACUUGUCAUGCUAAGGUCACUGUUGACCCAGUUAGAUUAAUAUCUAAUACUCAUAUGCGCACUGUCAGGCAUCACACUGACAGUCAGAUCCUCUUCCAAUCAUGUGAGAUUUAGGAAAUUCUCAUUUUGCCUGUUUUUUCCCUGCACAAAAAAACGUCAGUCAUGUCCAGACAUGUGAGAUCAAUUCAGAAUAGAUGCCCGUAUGAGGGGUACACUGACAAAGAAAAGCCCAGAGGCCCACAACAAAAAAUAUAUUAUCAGCAAUAUUUUCAUGGAUAAUGAAGCCUAACAAGGUAACCUAGAGAUGAGAACCAAAUUGGAUGAUAGAGAAUUGUUUUUAGUGUAAUUUACAGCUGUUUUAAGCAGAGGUUGAAACCGACCCUUAACAUAGUGGGUGCAUAGCAAAAGCCAACACAGGAGGAAGGUUAAACUAUGCAACAAAAUCAAGUCAGCUUCACUGAACUCUAACCUGAAGGAAUACGACCGACAAGAUUUCACUGCUCUUACAAGUAUCAGUGUAUCAGUAAGAGCUGCACAACAUUCAUGUGAUGGUUUUUGACUCAACUUAGAAGUUAGACUUACUAUCUAUUAAGCCCUGAAUGUUUUCACUGCGAUACACAAGUCAAAAGCACGAGUGAGUCAAGUUCUUCAUCAUCCAAAUGCACAGCUUGUUCUCAGCUUCAGAGUUUCUAGGGGAACUGACAGUGCUGCGAGCUUUUGUUGCUUGCACUGAGUUUGAUGAAGCUAAGCUCUCACACAGAUUGGAUCUUGACACUCCUUCCUUUUGUUUUUUAAAUGUUUUGUGCUCCGUGUUAGUCAGACAGAGAGACUCAGAACACGAGGCAAACUUUUUCUUAGAGACUAUCCUCUUAUUAAGGCAUGUCUGCCAAAGCGCAGCACUCUGUUCGUCUUUUUGCACAGAUCCUUUAUAUUAUUUUAUGUUUUUGUUUUUUUCUUAUUUGCACGCUAGGAAGUGAAAUACAAGUAAGGGGUUCACACUGCAGAGCUCCUCAGAUGCAGGAUUUGAGUUAUUCAUGACACGGCCCGUACCAGUCUUUACCAAUUUCUUUCAGGAUCAAACACUCCCUCCCCCUCUUUCUCGGUCCUCCAUCUCUCACUCCCCAAUUCCCGAUUCCAUCAUCUCUCUGCAUCUGUCCUUUCCCCAGAGACUAUGGUCCUUGACAUAGGGAAACACACAUUCAAUUAUCCAUAGCCUCAUAUUUCACUUAAAUACUUGCACUGUACCACACCUCAGGGAGACACUGUACUUGAUUUAUCUCCCAACUUAUUCAUGUGCCACCUCUUAGGCAGAGAUGCAUCGCCUCUGUGUCUGCAAUAUGUAUACGUUUUGUUGUUAAAUCAUGAAAGAGUUUAGUUUUGAUGUUUGCAACCAGACAUGGUUGUCAGAUUGAGGGUUUCUUCUGUAAAGAUGUCGCUCGGCUCCGAGGUUUAGACGCACCAGCUGUGGAUUACUGCACUCCUAUCCUUGAACACACGCUCAGCGAGGCACACGCCGGCUCUGGAUGUUUGCUGUAAGAUUUCGAUUCUGAUAACAUUGGAGGCGUUUUGGAAAGUCUCUCUCUUACUCUGGCGUUGUUGACAUCUCCACUGAUAUGUUGGCAAAACAACAUAACAGCAGAAAGCCUCUUUGUUAAGUAAUGAGUCCUUUCAAAUUGAAUGAUUCAUGGCCAACUACAACACACGCAUAUCAAUGCAGUACACUGGUCAUUAACAAAUCUGUUUGAAUCUACUCUGCACAUUAGUCUCUAAACAGUCGAGGUAUGCCUACACAAAGCAGUGUUUAAUUAUUGAUUCAAGGUUUAUGUUGUUUCUUUAUGGCCCUUUCCUUGGGGUUUGUUGUGUAACAAUACAACAAGAUAUUGUAUGUCUGGAGCUGCUGCUGCAUGUGUGGAGUACAGUAUAAUCCACAUGCACUGAAAAUGAGGAAUAGAUCUAUAAAAUUUAAUUCAAAAGGAUUAAUGGAUAAUGCUAACAUUCAGAGAGGAUGUAAUAGGUAUACUGGGGGUAUUUAGAGUACGUUUGCGUUAUUGGUGCCCAACCAGGGUUUUUUUUUUUAGUCCUGCCACUCAUAUUGGAACAUCUGCAUUCAGGUUUUAGCAGAUCUCCGAAAUAAUGAGCUUCUGGCCGCCUCCAGCCAAGCAGGCCUGAUCAUUUAUUUAAAGGUGCCCUCAGAUCCUUCAUGUUACAGGUCCACGUCGAUCACAAAGUGAGAGUCGGAACUGUUCUGACCUAAUUGCAUCCGAAUCGUCUGAAUAGGGAAUAAGCUGUUCUGGAAAGUGACUUUUUUAUGCUUCACUGCUGCUUUUGAAGAUGCUUAUUCACUUUAAUGAAAACAGUGUUAUCCCCCAAAGAAAACAGAUGGGCAACUGUGCAGGUGUGUGAGCGUGCGUUUAUGUGAGUGUGCGUUUAUGUUUGUGUGUGUGUGUGUGUGUGUGUUUGUGUGUAGCUGUUCCUACAUCUGAACGCUGCGAUGGACUGGCCCACCUCUCUUCAAGCACAUGUGUAUAAAUGUGGAGGAUAAUUUUAUUCUCUCAUCUUUUAUAAGUGCUUAUAAGUGCUUGAUUUGUUAUCUUUUAGCCAUGUGUGUAUGCAUGUUUGUGCGUGUAUGUACGCCAUUCUGGGGUUUUGGGGGUUGGGGCACUCAGAGAAUGAAUAAAUGAAGAGCUUUGGCUGUGGGAACACAAGUCUUUGCCAGGAGUGAGGACCCCUCCAGCCUCUGAACCCAUCCAGCUGUCCCUCUUAGCCUUUCUCUCUCAGCAGAGACCAAAACACUAGCAGUCCAGGCGACACUCACCCGUAACACAUCAGCCUGGGCUUUCAGUGAUGGACAAGAGGAAGAGUAGAGGGGAAUGAUGGAGACACGACGCAGGGAGAGAGAAAAAAGAAGGAGCGCAUACAUGUGGGGAGAGGAUCAUCCCUCAUGAGAGAUGAAUCCAUUAAGAGUGCUUCGCCUUUUAAUUAGCAGUAUAAUUGCCAGGUGGCAGUUUAAAAAAUUAAUUUAUUUACACAAGCAGUUUAUAUUUAGAGCUAUAGCUGGAACAAAGCAGGAGAUGCCACAGGCCCACUUUAAGCAAAGACGUGGCAUGUUGGGAUGGUCUCUCCGAACUCCAGCAGCAAUAGGGAAGUGAUUCACCACCAAGAUGCACACAUACUGACAGCAGACAGCGAGCAAAGGCAAUGCUGGGACUGCUCAUUAACCUAGGCAUAUUAAUCACUUGCGCUCUGUGCCUCUGGCCUGCAGGGCCUGUGAGGGUUUACUCCUCAUAUAAAACACAUCGGCAGAUGGUCCCAGACUGAUAGCACAGCAUCUCAACCCACAUUUUCCUUUGCGAGACUGUGUCAAGACGUGUUUUGGUUUCGUGCAUAUUGUAUUCAAAAGAAAGAGGUGCAGGUGGACAUGAUCUAGGUUGGGGUUUCUAAAAAACAGUUAAAUAUGUGUAAUAGAGCCUCAUUAAAUUUUAAAGAAAUGAGUGUAGUGCACAGAGAUGAGCUGCAGGAUUUAGGUCAGUGCUGUACAAAGGUCUGCACUGCAGUUUAUUAAGAAUUUAUGACCCUCCUCUGCAGGGCACCUUAUGAGAAUUCCAUCUAAGCCGACUGGUAAACAAAUAAUGCUAUGUAAUUGAGAUUUAUAAUGUAAAUGUGUUAGCCACUGUGUAGCCCAUAAAUUUCUGCUGCUUGCCUGCUGCCCACAUAAACACUUACAUGUACACAUACAAACACAUGCACAUAAAAUAAGGCCUGCAUAUUUAGAGAAUGGGCAUGUGCUAGCUGUGUGCAGGCGAGCUUUAUUCUCAUGAUGUAUACUGACAUACAUAGUGUACUUUUCCAAUUUGCAUUCAAUCAGUGGAGAUUUAUGGUGAUCCAUGGGCUCUGUUGCUGGUCACAGUCUAAUCCCGGCACUGGCCCUAGACGCUUUACAGCAGACAGGGCUGUAAAUUACCUACUGCACUGCAGAAGCAAAAUCACCCAUAGAGUCCACAAAUUCUCAGCUCAGCAGUUCAAGGGUCAGCCCUCAGCCAAACUGCAGUUCAACCCUACUGAGUGAGGCACACCUUACACGCAGCUAGAGAAAACAUAUCAAUUCCUCACGUAAUUGUUUUGAAAGCUAUCUGAUAAUCCAAUAUUUUAUUAUUUUAGGUUAUCCCGCAUGUCCUUGAAAAGAAAUAAGCCACACAAAAGCCAUCUAUGGUUCUCAAAGAGCAAUCACAGCGAGAACAGCCACACACUGUGCUCCAAUUUUUCAUGAAGUUGCCCUUUUUCCUUUUUAGUUCAUGAUGAAUGCUGUGACUUUGGCUGGCACAGCUCAGGUGCAUAUUUUAAAAGAUUUGAAAGCCUUGGGUAAAGUUGUUUUCCACCUGCACUUGAAAAUCUUUGAGGGGAAGGUUUUUGAGCAGUCUCUUUUAAAGUGAACCAAACCGGAGGAAAAAGCCCGGCCGAAUAAAUAAAUGCCAACGUAUAAAAGUUUAAACUCUUUAACAAGUCUGUUUAUACUCGACCAUUCUGUGUCAGCCGUGCGAGGCUAUCAGUUUUGCUUACAAGUAUGAGAGUGAAAUGCCUGACUGACAGGUGCAGCAGGUACAUUAAAAAUUGAUGAGGGCCAUUUAAUUGGUCCCUGUGGUUACCUCUAAAGUCUGUCUUUUUGGCGCGCCCCCAGCUUGAUGUUCUCCUGACACCCUGUCUGCUUCAAUGUCACAUUAACAUUCCCCUGUCGCCACUGUGAUUGAAUCGGCCGCGCACAAAUAUGGAGCAUCCUUUGCAGCUGCAGCGGUGAAGGAGUAGAUGUGGUUAUCCCUUUCUGUUUUGAAAUUGAUCUUGAUUGAUCUGUGUAGAUCAUGAUUGCAGAUUUCGACUUCAGAGGAACAGAGACAGCUGCAACUGGAUGAAAUCUAAUGAAGAGCAUCAAACCCAAAAAGCAGGCAGUUUUUUACUAAAUCUGCUUUUCUUUGUGAUCUAAAUUUAUCCCUUUUUCUUUUCUUCUACUUUAAAAAGACACAUUUAAACAUUCUCUACAGAUAACAGUGUAAAAUGAAUCAAUCCCAGUCGCUGUGGAGCACUAUCUUCUACUUCAGUUUCUUCCUGAAGUACCAGAACAGUCUGUCAUGCUUCGUCUUCUGUAUCUCCUUAAACUUUGCCAUAGAUCUCAGGCACACUGUUAUUCCCAGUGGCAGUCUGCAAACUGUAACCUAUAUAUCUCUGCAUCCCUACUUCCCCCCUGGCAGUUUUGAGGUGUAAUGGCAGAUAAAGGUUCCCGCUGGCAUUUUGUCCUGAAGGUCCUUACCCAGGUUAGGCAGAGCUAAUUAUCCACAAGCCUCCAUCAUCCGCACAGCCACACAAAUGUCUGAUUUAUUCUUUUAUUUUUCUUCCCCUGCUCAAUGCUUUAGACGUCAGAGGUGUAAACCUGCACGGUGAAUCAUGCUUUCUGGUUCAAGGUUUGUUUCCUUCCUUUUGAGUCGGGGGAAAAAAAAUGCAGCCACAACACCACAUGGCUUCCCUCAAUAAUGGUUUUUGUGUUUGUUUGUGGUUGUCUCUUAACUUCAGCAGGAGAACAAAUUGGGCUGUCAGUAUGUUAUGUUAUGGGGUGAUUUAUAAAGUUAAGGCAUCGUUAUCAGCUUGCCUUGGAAAUAAACACAUAUUCUUUUUUUCAUCGCGUUGUCUUCGGCUCCAGACACAAAAGGAAUAGUCUGAAGGAUAAAUCAAGAGGCAAAGUCCCGAUGAAGACACUCGGUGAAAACACUUAAACCAUGACACUUAGUUUUGACAGCAGUUGAAGUAUCAAUUUGCUUGCUAUAGGAAGUGACUGGAAAAUCAAAACACAUCUGAAACUGAAAACACCUUUUUUGUCUUCAUCACCCCGUGCCCCCCCCCCAGGUUGCUAGCAGCAGCACAUUAGAAUGCUGCGUUGUCAGUAAAUAUUGGAAAUUGGCAUUUCCUCUGGGUGAUGUGUCCUGAAAGGUCAAACCCGGGCAGCAGCAGCAGCACAGUGGCUCUGACUCUGUCUCUGCUCUGUAUAAUGGAAUUCAGCAGAACUGCAUGGCAUUUCCAAUAAUGGGACCUGACCUUCCUGAUCACCAUUUAUAUCAUGGACAUUACCCAACACGGACACAGUGAAAUCCUUCUGUUCAACAUCCUCUUUCGUUAUUCUUAUUGCCUCGUUUCCCUGUCCUUUUUUUAUGAGCCGUAAGUUGUUAAGAAGGAAAAGAUUUUUGCUUUUGUGUUAGUCUCCGCAGUGAAACUCUUUCCGAGCAGCAGCUUAAAUGCUAAGCAAUUCAAAAUCAAGGAAGAGCUACCCACACACUUACAAAGUGAGACCCUCAUGAAUAUGGAACAAACCAAAAGUCACAAAAGCAAUUGUUACUUUGGAGAAACGAUUAAGAAAACUUAAAUCAACUAUCAUCUACUCUUUGUUCAAACUUUGAUGUGUCUCUUUUAUUUUGGCGAGACUGUACUUAGAGCUAGCAGAGAGGAGACAGGACAACACUACAAGAAUCAUUGACAUUUCUUCAUGCACUGCUGGCUCCCGUUGAAAGCGUGUGACUCACCUUUUCUAUUAGUUUGCCUUGAAAAGAUAUCCAGAGCUGUUUGAGGAUGUCUCUAGUGCCCCUCUCUUUGCUUUGCCAUCUCUCAGUUGUAGCUGACCUAGCGAACCAGACUGUCCUGCUCCAAAACCAGCCGCACAGGGUGCAUAGAAAAUCAUAAGGCCAACAUCAAACUUGAAGAACUGAAAACAGCACAAAAACAAGACACGUUAAAAUCACAGUGAUGUGCUGCCAAGUCACCAAUAAAGGGAAGCUCAGUGAUUUUACCUCUGGGAUUGUGUUGUUGUUUUAAAGGGCUAUAAAAUUACAGAAAAAAAUGUUUAUGAAAGGUGGGGUAGGCAGGAUCUGAGGAAGUGCCAGUUUUUGGGAGAAAUCUUGAAUGUAAACUCUACCCCUCCCAACCAGUUUCCCCUCAGCUCCUCCUCUCCCUCCCUCUUUGCUCCAGCAAGCCCCGCCCACAAAAAGAUGCUCCUGCUCGCUCGUAUCGUUUCAAUUAAAUUCAGAUAUAAUGCUGAUAAAUACUUCUGAUGAUUAGAAAUGGGGCCCAGUCAAUGUGAAAGUAAAAAGAAUUGGUGCCACUGUAGAUGCCAACAGACUACCAGCAAACAAAAUGUUUGCAGGACUUCAACAACUAGCAUAAAGUGACAAACUCCAGGACCCGAGGUAAACAGUUUAGCGGUGCUACAACACGCAGCAGGUCCCAUUUGACAAGAAACACUUCUGUUACAGACACUUGGCUUACUUUGUUAAAGAGGUUUACCUGUCCAGCAGAAAGGUUACAAGAUCCCGAAGCGUCUGCCUCAUAACCAUUCAGGUUGGGGGAGGUGGAGAACGGCUUUGUUUACAUUCAGAAAGAGGGCCGCUCAAAACAUUUAAAGUGUUGACUACACAGACAUAACACAGCAAUAUCGUUAUGUUCUGAAAUGUCAUCAAUAACUAAUAGCUAUUGACUGAUAUAAAAAAGAUGCUUCUUUAAGGGAAUCCUGCCUACCCCACCUUCAAUGUCUAAAAAGUCUCUUUCGUGGUAGAUUUGAAUUAAAGGUGAUAUUCACAUCAAGAUGGAUAUACAUGCAUAAUUAAAUCUACCUACCUUUACUGCUUAUUUUCUGUGAUUCGACUAUUGCAUCUUGUAUGAGGUGCAACAAAGGAGGUUGAGGGAAAUAGGGUGUCUAUUGAGAUUCACCUUCUGAGAUUCAUUAGCUGUCACCAGUAAAGGCUUUAACACGAUGUGACAGGUGUGUAAAAAAAUGUAGCAAAUUUUGGGCAUUGGGAAAUAAACUGAUUGAGUCCCCCAUGAAACCAGAAAAGCACCAAUGCUAUGCUAAAAUUUCAGAAAGAGGCCCAAAUUACCUCUUAUGCACCUGCUGCUAGCACAUCAUCAGCUCCUGCUGGAUCACAGACUGAUAAUGCUGGACCCCAAGAUACGCCCAUGGUCUUUUAAUCUCUUCAAGACUCCUGCUGCCUGAGUGAACUGACUGUGACUGAGCAGAUUUAAAAUAGUUUAGAUGUGAUUUUCAUCAUGACUUUGAGGGUAUCUGUGCUUUUUUUUUUUUUUUACUUACAGACAUGUUAGCACCAAAAUUAAAUCAACACCAACAUUUCUGUGUAAGUUUACUUACUUUAAUCCAUACUACUGAGUGGACAAACAAAAGACUUAUGUGUUUGAUAGAAAUCUCAUUAACCCACAGACACAUGUUGGUUUUGGAAACCCAAAUACAGCACAGGGAAGGUAUUUGAUUAGUGGAGCUUUAAUGAGCUUGUGAAAAACCAUCGAGUGAAUCACGCGCGUAGCUUUUGUUUGAAUUGCCAAAACAAUCCAAGGUGUUCUUGUCUCUUCCCUGUGCAGCUUAUGUAUUCACAUGUCACAGUCGGAGCAGCCUUGCAGAGUUUCCUGAGUGCUGAGUGAAGCCAGCAGCUGAGCUGAGUAUGAGCACAAGUGAUGCUUUCACAGCGCCCUGCUCUCAGCCGUCUGAAUACUUCCCCGAGCCCUCAUUAGCAUGGCUGCUGCAUUCAGCCUCAUCCCAAGUCUUUGCUGUUGCAUGCGAGUGUCUAUACACACACACUCACACACACACUAUUUCUUACUUACUUAUCCCUCCCUCCCAACUGCAGUUGAAUCCUCCUGUCUGCAUCCCGUUUUCCCCAGUUGGAUUUCUCCCCCCUAUUUACUCCUCCAUACUGUUCCCCCUCUGGCUCACCAUUCAUCCUCCUCUUUUUUUCCUCCAACUACUUAUUUUUCUUCCUCUCCCCUCUUUUUUUCAACCUUCCCUCCCUCUCCUCUUUUAUCCAGUCUCUCAGCAAUGUAUUAGUCCUCUCCUGUAUGAUGAUCAUCCCCUCCAGCUCUUUCUCCCCUCAUCUCUUCUUGCAUACCCUUCUUUAAUAGAAUGUCAACUCUUACAUUUCCCUCCUCUCCACUUAGCCUGUCUUCGAUUAAUCAGGACGGGAUGGUGGAGAGAAAAGGCUCCUUUUUAUUAAUGUAGUCACAGGACAUCUAUAGAGCUCUCAGUGAGGAGAGACACAAGUGCAAAUGGCCUCUGUUUUAUUUGUUUUGAUUUGUAUUUAUGUAUGCAGAUAGGGUGGCUGUCUCUGAGUGAGGUGGUAGGAAGUGUUUGGUGUCCUUGUUCUACUAUAGCAGCGCAUUACUCUGCUGUCUGCUGUGUAUGAAUGGGCACAGUUGUGCUGGCUGGGAUGGUGUAAAUGCAUGCAUACUUGGCUGUAUAUGUGAGAGUCAGUGCGCAUUACUCAGCAAGCACUCUAUACUCUCGCCAGGGAUACUGACGUGCUUAUUAGGAUUAGACACAUCCCAGUCUGUUUGACGUGUUAAAAAGCUCCAUGUAGAGAGAGAAGAAAACAGGGGUUUCCUUCCCCUCUGUGGAUAAGUGCACUGUAAUGAUGGUAAUGGUCAAUUUUAAGAGGUGCCCGCUCUCUCUCUCUCUCUCUCUCUCUCUCUCUCUGUUAUUUGCUCACUCAUAGCCUUACAAAAAUCCUCCUCAUUUAGCAGAGACACAUGCAAACACUCCUGCACACUUCAGCACUGACCUCACCAGCUCCGUCCUACAGAUGCCAUCAAUUAAAAGAUUGGCUGCUAUUACCUCCCGUUCACCUUUUCCCCUGCACUCAGAAUUAACAGCUGCCAGAGGACUCCUCCCUCACACAACCCAGCACCUGCGAAUCCUGAUGUUUCAGCUGCUUUUUCCUCCUGGCUCGCUGGCUCACGUGGUCACUCCGGUGUUUUUUCAAAGACACAGUUAGUUUAGUUGAUGAUAUGAGGAGCUAGCAGCCCCUGGAUAUUUGACGCAAGUCUCUUUCAUAGUGUCAUGAUCUUGUCAGACAUACCAUUAGUGUGUCAGGUUAUUCUGCAGAGAUCUAUAUCCUGGUGUAGAGUGUCAUAGACCCAGCAGGGUGUUUACAUCCUUCACUUGAUGAGCAGCUUAAGAAGAUUUUCUGUGUCCUAAUUACCACGCUGGCAGGGGGCUCAUUCAGCGAACCGAGAAAGGGUAUAGAAUUGGUGUUCCAAGGUAGAACCCAAGUUUAAUUAUGAUGAGAUGGAAUAAUUCAAAGAGGGUGCCAGUGCGAAAUGAGAUGCAUUUGUUGGGCUCUUCACAUACUGCCACUCUUUAAGUGGGUUUUAUGAUAAUUUAUUGGAUUUUUUGAAGUUGAUGAUUUUUUUAUGGCUCCAGUGUAAUUUGUUUUGUGAUCCUAGCUCACUUUUGACAGUGUGGUUAAUGCCUUGUUUGAAAGAAUAAUUAGCUCUUUCAAUUAAGUGUAGAACCUAUGGUCUUCGAAAUGUUUUACCACAUAAUUCAAAACUCUUCUCAUCUAUAGCGUAUAGAGCUGCGUUGAUUAAUCACUGAGUCAGGUAGUUGUUGACUGAAAAAUGAAUCGAGUAAUAUGCUGGUGAAAGAGUAAAUGGUUCAUGUAUCUUUCUUUAAUCAAAAUCUAUCCGCCGUGGCUUAAAUGAAACUUUUCAGACUGUAGCUGAAAUUAGAUUUUCCAAAGACACUAGCCCGAGAUGAAUAAGAAAAGUUUCUGAGCUGAAAACUAUGUUCAGUUAGAACAGAUGUAUCAGGGUUAAGGUCCUUACACACUGGGGCCGACACAAAUAUAGAACGCGAAACUACGAAAUAUUCAGAGUAGAAUUUUGACGCGCCUGACUAUACACAUCAAGCCCGACUUUCCAGGGGGGGAAAGAUGAAUCCGGGGUGGAAGCGAGAAGACUGUCACAACAGCAGACUGACUGUUUUUCAGUUCUGAUUAGACACUAGUGUUGAGAUGGCUGUCUGUCAUGAUAGCAUUUACUGAGUCGGGGCCAGUACCAGAUAAGCACAUUAAACUAUAAUCCAGAAACGUAAGGUAACAACCGAGACCUAAUGGUGCUGUGACAGCAACGUGAUUGAGUUUGAGACUGUGAAAAUACAUAUGGUAUGUUGUAUCUGAACAGGUUAGCUUAUGUGCUAAAGUUACUUAGCACAGAUGAAAGUUAAAACAAAGACAUUUAGCAAUCUGUCAAAGCACACAAACCAUCGUCAUAUGAGAGAUGCGACGCUAUGACUCUCCACAAGUUGUCCUUCAGGUCAUUAUCUUUGUAAUGUUUGUGUCUUUUAUCAAAAAGCACUCUGUUCUCCGACAUGUAAACAAUCAGCCGGUUGGCCAUGUUGAAUAUACCGGUGAAUCAGACGUCACAACAACACAAAAUCUGAUUGGUCAGAAGUGGACACACAGUAUGCGAAACUUUAGAAAAAUCGACCGUGAUACGAAAAAAAUAAAUGCCGCAAUAUGGCAGAACGGGAAAACGUCGCUGAUGUGAACACUUGUAUUGACAGGAUACGGGUUCGAAAAAAGAUAUUGACGUCCGAAAUAAUCGCACGAAGAAAUCGGUCCCGGUGUGAGGACCUUUAGCCCCAAAAAAGACACGAUACCUUCUCUGAGAUCGUUAAACUCUGAGUCCAUUUCUACCUACCAAACAGGGCAAAUGCUUACUUUGAGCAUAUUUUUUGUUUCCAAAAGGACUUCACGCAGGAUUACAGCCAGCACUGAAAAGUAGCUGAUUGACAGCCGUGCUGGGCUCUUAAUAAAAUUUGCAUUCUGUGUGACUUGAUCGUGCCUAACCCUGUGAGGAUGGGUUAUCAAUCUAGCAGGUUGUGGGCGUGCGUUUGUCAUUUUGGCUCUAAGCACGUCCCUAAUGUGGGUGUCUACCUUACCUGUCAAACUGCUACUAACUCAUCUUGAUAAAGUGCGAGAUCAUUGCCUCUGCAGAAUCACAUAAAUAUUCAGAUUGAGUAGUGCCAGCAAAUGACUGAAGUGACAGGAAUUGAUUCAUUGUUUUGGACCUGCGGGCAGGUAGUAUUAAAACCACAAACCUGUUACCGCUUAUUUUACUACCUAAUGAGCAGAUUAGCUCACGUGUAUUGUUUUUCUCUUUGUAGUGCCCAGACUCUACCUGUAAGCAGGACUUGCUCGCCUACCUGCAGAGGAUUGCCCUUUACUGCCAUCAGCUGAACAUCUGCAGUAAAGUGAAGGCUGAAGUGCAGAACCUGGGAGGAGAGCUGGUCGUCUCUGGGGUAAGUUCAACAUGACAUAAACCAUCGAGCACUGUCAAGCUUUACAAUCUUCAUUGUGCAACAGGCCCCACGGUACCUAAAGAGUAGUAGAGCAGUUGAUAAGUAGUGUUAAAUUAAGCCGUUUUAUUCGGACUGUAAGUGUUGCGGGGACUGCAGAGGGCAGUGAAAGUUGGUGGCAAAGGAGAGGAGCACUAAGAGCUGAUGCAAGCAGAACACGUUUCCAAACAUGAACAAAUAAAAUGAAAAGACAGAUUUUUUUCUCUGAAGCCUCAAGGAUAAACACAGUGUUCUUUGGUGAGAAAAUCAUCAGCGGGAUGACGUUUGUUUACAAAGAAACACAAUGAACUUUGUUUUUCCACAGAAUUUAAAAAUCAUUUUUAAUCAAUAGAAUUCUUGGCAUCAAAUAUUUUGAAAUACUCAUACCUGCAGCAUUGGCACUAUAACUUUCAGAUGAAUAUGCAGAUCACAAAAAUACUAGCUUUUCUCUGCUUGUUAGGACUAAUGCUGCCCAAAUGUUUUCUUACCUUUUUACUACUUAAGAUAGCGCUGUUAAAGGCAGAUGUUUACAGACCCUAUUUAAGUAUUAAUUAACCUAUUACUUGCCAGUCAGAUUAAUUAAACGACACUGCGUCUUUGUGCAGGAGGUAAUGAAUUCCUCCUUUCAGUAGGGCUGAAACAAGUCUGUUCCUCCGACACAUCCAGCCAAGUGUCACCAGAGUCUCUGAGGCUAUUAAACUGUGGAGAUUAAAUUAGUGUGACCUUUUCCCAUAUUCUAAAGUUUCUCACAUCUGUCUGUAUGCAAAUUCAGGAGAUGUUGUCAGUUCUUCCGUGCAAACACUUGAAUCUCAGCUCAUGUGUGGUAAAUGUGAACAGUAUACGGUUAUCUCACAUGAUUUAAUAUCAGAUACAGAUUCAGAUAGCAGAUUUGCUUUACCUGUCUCACUAAGCUAACCAUCUCUCUUUCGUUUUCUCCAAUCUCGUCCAUGUGCUCAGCUGGACAGCGCCAUGUCCCUCAUCCAGGCCGCCAAGAACCUCAUGAACGCUGUGGUGUCCACCGUCAAGGCCUCCUACGUCGCAUCCACUAAGUACCAAAAGAGCAAAGGCAUGGAGGCCCUGAAUAUGCCCGCCAUCUCCUGGAGGAUGAAAGCUCCUGAGAAGAAGCCCCUGGUGAAGAGAGAGAAGCAGGAUGACGGCCAAACCAACCGAGUCAAGAGAUCCUCUCACAAGAAGCACGUGAACCCAGUGCAGGCUCUGAGUGAAUUCAAAGCCAUGGAUAGCAUCUAAACUCCCCUUUUUCUGAUUCCAGAUAGCACACAGCACACAUAUAUUGACCAAUGACUAUAAAUGUAGGUUCACUCUAUCAAAAGACAAAAGUUUAUCAUAUUUGUUCCACUUUUGCAUUGAUGGCUUGUCUGUUUGACCAAUUAUAUCCCUACACAGCCUCAUUCCUAUUCCACAUAAUGAUGGUGAUUUAGUCUGCUGCAUUUACUCUCUCCUAAUAGUGAGUUAUUAGAGGGAAAUCAACUGGAGGAAGGCCUUUUUAACGUUUGUUCCCAUGUUUCUGGGAAAGACAAGGAGUGAAUAUCGUAGGUGUUAUCAGAACUAAUUCCAAGAGGCUUUUGAUUUAUUUGUAUUCUAACCAGUUUUAUAGCUAAUGCUGUGGGGGUCUCUGGUGUAUUCCACUAUAGUGUUUGAUGAUUGCUUCUGAACUGCAAAUAUCAACUAUGCAAACUCUCAACUGCCUUAUUUUAUCCUGAGUAAUAACUGUAGAUCAUGAGGAUGUACUGGGCUAACUGGUAAGAUUUUAAAUGUGUUUGGUUGAACUGAAAAGUAACCAAAGUCAGUAUAUUUCUGUGUGCCUGUACUUUUAUAACUUUAUACAUACUUUGUUAUGCCGCUAUAAACAAUAAACAUCAGUUGAAACUGACUGAAACACUGACUUAAAAAAACAUCAGAGCUGAGUGAUGAAUAAUUUGUAUCCCCCUAACAUUUUGUCUGUUAAAUGUCAUUUCUUUAUUAUUUAAGCAUCUUAAGUUUGAUUUCUUUGUUUUUUUUUUAUCCAUCUGCUCGCUGUGUAAUGAGUACAUUUGUUUGAGUCUGCAGUUAAAUCACAGAAUUACCAGGCCAAACUUUUGAAUUAUACCCUCAACUCUUCAGAGAGGAGGUAAUCCCAGUGUGCUCAACAACCUUGUGUCCACAUUCUUCAAGCUUCAUUAACUGAAAAUGUGACCAAACACCUUCACAUUCAAGGAUUGUGUCCAGAUUGAGGGAUCAAUAUGUUUUUCUUUACACAGCUUAGAGAGAGGAGAGGAUUUCCUGACUCUCAACUCUCCUUGAUUGUUUAUAUUCCUUGCAUUGUGUUUGAACACUAAUCAGGAUUUUACCUAUGAACAAUCUUUAUGAAAAUUAGAAACAAGUUGCCAAGCGUUGGAGCUUUAAUAUGGAACAGGAGCUUUUGUACUUCAGGUAACAUUUGUGGCGAGUUCAGUGCCCUGUGCAGUGGUGUUAUAGAGCACUCUCCCGCUAAGUGGUGUGUCAGUGUACAGCGAGGCUUUGCAGUUCUGCUGCUCUUGACACCUGUCAGCUCCAGCGGGAUUGGCAUGUAUGGUUCUUUAAUAGUUUUUAUUUUACUGUAGAAUAAAGCUUUUUCAGCAUGUUUUUCAGGAGAGUUUUUCCUCAGUUCCUUUUUUUUUUUCUAUAUUUGAGUUUGGACUUUGAAUCAUGAGUGAUAUCAAACUACUUUGCUGUGGAUUUUUGUUAUUGAGAGCUGACUUAUUAGUGCACAAGUUUCUUGUACUCAUGUGCCUGCUUUAUAUCUAAAUAAACAAAUAAAAUCAAAUUAUA